Pan troglodytes (chimpanzee) is the source of this 48002-nucleotide messenger RNA. RefSeq names its product synaptotagmin 14 (gene SYT14). Gene Ontology annotation, molecular function: phospholipid binding. The record is from RefSeq and is a predicted model, not a curated record. Lineage: Eukaryota; Metazoa; Chordata; Mammalia; Primates; Hominidae. The coding region runs from base 762 to 2846 and encodes 694 amino acids. The transcript has 7 exons.
CGGCGGCCCCGGGAAGGUUCCAUUUCUUCCGCGGCCCGCACUCGCGGCGCUCGGGGCCCCUCCCUCGCCCCGCCCGCGGCGCCCCUCGCGGCCGCGCAGCCGGGCGACUCCGGGCCGGGCCCCGCCCCUCUCGCUGGCGGACUCAGCGCGUCCUCCGCCAGCCCUCGCGUCUGCUGCCCCCGCCAUCCAGUUGGUGCGGUCCAUGGCGAGCACAUCAUGGCGAUUGAAGGUGGAGAGAGAACCUGUGGAGUACAUGAACUUAUCUGUAUUAGAAAAGUAUCUCCAGAGGCAGUUGGAUUUUUGUCAGCUGUUGGGGUGUUUAUUAUCUUGAUGCUGCUCCUUUUUCUCUAUAUUAAUAAGAAGUUCUGUUUUGAAAAUGUUGGCGGGUUUCCAGAUCUUGGUUCGGAAUACAGUACAAGGAAGAAUUCACAAGAUAAAAUUUGUGUAGAAUAAAAAACCAAUAGUAUUUGAGGGAAAAAUAUUGUCUUGCUGCUGUUAUAAUAGCUGUGGAGUGAGAAAAAAUGUCAUAACGUUUAAACCAAGUGGUUUGAUUUUUUUUUUCCGGAAGAAUCUUACUUCAACAUAUUUCUUUCAAUGCAUAAUGUAUUUACAGAAAGAUUAAAAGCUACAAUGUGAAUUGCUAAUAUUGAGCUGACGAAUAGCAACAUUUAAGUAAAUGUUAAAUUCAAGUUCCAAAGUGGUUGAUAUUUUCAGAAGAGAAAAUUCCAUUAUUGCACCUUUUAGGAACAAGGAAUUAGAAAAUGGCAUUUUUCAGAAAUUUCCAACAGAAUCUGCCUUCAGUGUCCUCUCUGGUAGACACAAUCAGUAGUGCUGUAGAGGAUUUGACCACUGCUGUUGGGGAGGUCAGCUAUGCUUUAACUGACUCAGUUGCUGAGCAGGUAACAAGUAUGAUGAGUGGCUUUCGCCCAGAAGAGGAAAGCUCUGUAGCAGAAGAAGCUGUAGACACUUCUAAACAAAAAAAUGCCGGGUUAACAGAAGUCUCCAAAAACACUAAUUGUCAGAAAACACAAGCCAAUUUAGAGCAUAGAGCAAAGCAAAUAAAUACUUGUAAAACUUCACUAAAGCAAGAUCAAGGAAUACAUGAAGAAAGAGUAUUUAAACAUGUUAAUGAUAGGCAACAGACUCUAUCAGAAUAUCAAGACACUGGUAAUACUGGUGAUUCUUCUUUGAAAGGCUACAUGAAUAAUGGUGGGAUAUCAGUUAUCAGACAGAAUACAAGGGCUGGAUCUAUUUGUCAAGAACUUGAAAGUACUGACAGAUGUAAAACAAUUGGAGUAGGAAUUUCCAAUAAUGGUAAGAAUGAUUUAAAGGAGGUAGGAUAUCAAGAAAUGAAAGGAAAUCAGAAGAAUGCCAACGGAAUAAACAAAUUGUAUGAGCAAAAGAAAUACGUUGGUACAGAUAAUUGUAAAAAGGAGGAAUAUUCUAAAUCUCGACAUGUAUAUUUGGGAAGAGAUCAAGAGAAUAUGGGGCAUUUCAAUAAAUGUAAACAUCUUCCCGAUUUAGGGCAUUCAGAUCAUUUAAAGAAAGCUGAAAAAUGUGUUAAAAGUAAAGCAUCCAAAGGGAAUGAGUGUUCAGGAAAUGAAUGUUCUUUAAAAUAUAUUUUGACAAGCAAUAGGCAUAUGACACAGAAAUCCAUUAUAAAAGAAGACAUACAUCCAGCACCAUCAACUAAUUCUAAAGAUAAGUUAUCUGGGAAAAUUGAAGAACAAAUAAAUUCAACGAAAUACUGUAAAGUGAACGAAGACAUAAAACCCAAGAAAACUGAGGCCAUUUCUGCCAAGAAAGGAACAGCAAAGAGUAAAGAUGAAAAAUAUUCUAAGAUAAUACCAGAAAAAGAUAAUUCCUACAUGGACAAAGAUGAGCAUGGUUCAUCCUCUGAAAGUGAAGAUGAAGCGCUGGGUAAAUAUCAUGAGGCCUUAUCCAGAACACACAAUUCCAGACUACCACUGGCAGAUUCUAGACAAAAGAACUAUGCUUGGGAAACAAGGCAGAAAUACAGUCCUCUAUCGGCAGAGUAUGAUGGAUACAGUAGUGAAGCAUCAAUAGAUGAAGGAAACUGCAUUCAGAGAAUGAGAAGAACACCCCCGCUGGAUGAAUUGCAGCCACCACCAUAUCAGGAUGACAGUGGUUCUCCCCAUCUGUCAUGUACACCCUCAGAAAUUGGGGACAGUAAAUGUGAAUUUUCCCACUGCAGCAACAGUCCAAGAUGCUCAUAUAACAAGUGCCCAAGUGAAGGAAGCACAGGUCAUGAAAUAGAAAGUUUUCAUAAUAAAGGAUAUGAAGAAGAUGUUCCAAGUGACAGCACUGCAGUCCUGAGCCCUGAAGAUAUGUCAGCUCAAGGAUCAUCUUCGCAGCUUCCUAAACCUUUUGAUCCUGAGCCAGAAGCUAAAUAUGGCACACUGGAUGUGACUUUUGACUAUGACUCACAAGAACAGAAGCUUCUGGUAACAGUGACAGCUGUCACAGACAUCCCAACAUAUAACAGGACAGGUGGCAACUCAUGGCAAGUACACCUUGUUCUUCUACCUAUAAAGAAACAGAGAGCAAAAACCAGCAUCCAGAGAGGACCAUGCCCUGUCUUCACAGAAACAUUUAAAUUUAAUCAUGUUGAAUCUGAGAUGAUUGGAAAUUAUGCAGUUCGGUUUAGACUGUAUGGUGUACAUCGCAUGAAAAAAGAAAAGAUUGUGGGGGAAAAGAUUUUUUAUUUAACAAAAUUGAAUCUUCAAGGGAAAAUGUCAUUGCCUGUGAUAUUGGAACCUUCUUACAAUCAUUCUGUGAGUAUCUCAUCAAAUGGCCUGAAUACAGUUUAUGUUCAUGGUUUAUAGUAUGCACAAUUUUAAAAAUCUUUAAUCAAGCCAACAAGUUUGUCAGUCUAUUUUUUUACAUAGUAAUCAUGCCUUUACAAAAAUAUCUAAGCCCUGGAUAGAUAGAUAUACUUUUUCUUACCUAAAAAAGUUGCCCUUGAAGAUAAUUUGUGAUUUAUGUCUUUUAUUUUAUCCUUCACAGAGUUUUGGCCCAGGGUUUUACAUGUUUUUUGUUGUUGUUGUUGAACAUUUAUUAAAUGUUUGAUUAUGAAGUCAUCCAAACUCCUUAUAGAAUUUAUUAUUUUUUUUCCAGGUUAAAACUAGGCAAUACAUUAAGAAGUAUCAGCCCCAUAUGUUAUUUGCUGUAUGGCAGAAAGGAUUUGCCCUUACAGAAUAUAUAUACCACUCCCUAGGUCCCGACUGGAUAUGUUUCCAGAACUUCUGUGAAAUUAUUUUAAAAUUUCAAAAUAAAUCUGGCCUCAUUAGACUUUCCACCCUUUUUAAACAGAUUGUAAAGUAUUUCAGGAGAACCCUUAAGCUUAGUACUUUGAGCUAGUUCUCUCUUUUCUCUUUUUGUCCUCCAGAUGAUAAUCACAUAUAAAUCUCUCUCUCUGUCUUCAUAUUUUUAACUAAAUUCCCACAAGGCAUUGCAAAUCACAGGAGAGAAAUGUCUGCACUGUUUAUUUAAACCAGGGAGAUACAUUAUGCCACAUAGUUAUUUAGAUUAUGAAAAAAUCUGUGAUAUGUUGUAAGUGUGCAUUAUGGUUUAUAUUUAUUCCUCUCUGUUAUAUUGAAUACAAAGCAUUUUUAAAAUAUAAAUAUACAGAUUUUAGAAUAGAUUUGUAUUUUAAAAUAAAGGUAUACUAUUUUAGUGUUGUUUUGAGCUUUUAAAUGUAUAAGCUUCAGUCCAAGUAGUUUAGGGUCUCAUCUCAUUUACAUCAGGCAACAUUUUAUGUUGUAAGACCUUGAUUCACAGUCAACACCAUACCAGUUUAACUAAAUGAUUUCAGUGUCUUUAAGUACAAAAUGAUGAUGUAAAUAUAGUAUAUUCAUAUGGGUUUCUAGGAUAAGACUUAAUCUCUGUUGGGAAAAUUGAUAACUUGUUAUCCUUUUAAAUAUUCAGAGUUAUUUUGGGGAAAUACCUUUUAAAAAUAAUAGCAGCUUAAAAGAGGGGAGAAAAAAGAGUUCAGGCAAUAUUUUGGGGGGGGGAAGAACGAAUUUUUCAUAAAAUUUAAUAAUCUACAGUUAUUAAUAUGAUUUCUAAACUUCUUCAUUAUUUGGUCCGAGUGAUCACUAGUUACUCUGUGGAAAAUAAAUGCUUAUAUAGAAAUCUCAUUUAAAUUAGAAGAGAAAGACUCUGUCAUCAAGAGGUAUGUAAUUUAUCUGUUCCCAAUUAAUUAUGUUUUAAUUACAUUCAUUUCACAAAGAGAAUGAAGCCAUAGAAAAUAAUACUGUCUUAUCUCUGUUCAAACUAAGCAAUUUUUUAAUGGACCUACAUUAUGUGUGUUAGCUUCUAGUCAUUGAUUCUGUAAUCUUUUUCUGCCAACCAGUACAAUAAUUUCUGAGGAAAAAGUGCCAAAUAAAUAGCUUGUAAGACAUAACAUUUAUUUUUUUUUACUUUUAUUUUAAGUUCAGGGGUACAUGUGCAGGUUUGUUAUAUAGGUAAACUUGUGUCAUGGGGGUUUGUUUUACAGAUUAUUUCAUCACCCAGGUACAAAGCCCAGGACCUAAUAGUUAAUUUUCCUGAUCCUCUAUCUUCUCCCACCUGCCACCCUCUGAUAGGCCCCAUUGUCUGUUGUUCUCCUCUAAAGAUGUAACAUUUAUAUUUGAAUAAAACUAUCCAUCUUCUGCCCUUUCUCUGUGUUGACAUGCUUCUCAAAUUCAGUACCCUGUAUUUAAUUGUUCUUUUUUGUCGCUUUCCUUCUUUCUCCACCUUCUCAAAAUCUCAUUGGUUGCUUUUGGCUUCUGUGCUAUCAGUUGUUUAGUCAUUAAAAUAUACCAAUAGAAUGUAUAUAUUCUAUAUAUACUAUAGUAUUAAUGUUCUCCCUGGUUAGGUUUUAAUAUUAACUUUGUGGGGAGAUCUUGUAAUUGCAGUUUACUUGGGUGAGUUUGGCUCUAAUUUUUGUAAGAUGCAAUAAUAUAUCUGUAAGAGAUACACUCAUAAUUAAACAUUUGUUCUAGUUGCUUUUUUUCCCCAGAGUCAGGGUCUCACUCUGGGAAAAGUCAGGGUCACCCAGGCUGGGGUGUAGUAGUGCAAUCAUGGCUGACUGUAGCCUGAAACUCCUGGGCUUAAGUGAUCCUCCCACCUCAGCCUCUCGAAUAGCUAGGACUAUAGGUGCACACCACCAGGCCUGGCUAAUUUUUUUUUUUUUAGAAAUCGGGUCUUGCUGUGUUGUCCAGGCUAGUCUUGAACUCCUGGCCUGAAGCGAUUCUCCCAUGUCAGUCUCCCAAAACGCUGGGAUUACAGGCAUGAGGCACCAUGCCAGGCCUUCUAGUAGCUUUUGAAUAAUCGCUUAUUAUUGUUGUCAUUUUUAUUGUAACUUUUGGCAAGGAAAAGUUUUAAUCCAGCCAAAGAACUUGCAAACUACCAUUAAAACACAUUUAAACUUACAGUUUUUUCCAUAGAUAAUAGGAAAAUAGAAUUUUGCAUAUAAAAUUUAGUUUUAUAGCUAGUUUUGCAGGAACUGAUUGAGAGAAAAAAAAAGACCAAUGUCACCAAAAUGACUUUCUGAGGACUAAACAGUGAGUUUCCCUGAGAAUAAGAUUAAAGUUUAACAUUAAGGCCGGGCGCAGUGGCUCACACCUGUAUUCCCAACACUUUGGGAGGCCGAGGUGGGCAGAUCAUGAGGUCAGGAGAUUGAGACCAUCCUGGCUAACACGAUGAAACCCCAUCUCUACUAAAAAUACAAAAAAUUAGCCGGGCGUGGUGGCAGGUGCCUAUAGUCCCAGCUACUCGGGAAGCUGAGGCAGGAGAAUGGUGUGAACCCGGGAGGCGGAGCUUGCAGUGAGCUGAGAUCGCGCCACUGCACUCCAGCCUGGAUGACAGAGCAAGACUCUGUCUCAAAAAAAAAAAAAAAAAAAAAAGUUUAACAUUAAGAUAUAGUUUGAAGUGUGCCUUCUUGAUCAAUGCAUGAUAGAAAAUAUACUUAAGAGUUUAAAAAGCAUAAUUUCUUUCUUCUGACUAGCCCUGUAAACUAAGUAAAUCAUCUGAUUAUUUUGGGCAUCAGGUUUCUCAUUAGUGAAAUGAGAGGAUUAGACCAAGUGAUCUCUAAAGGCCUAUCCAUCUCUGAUAUUGUCUAAUUAUGCUAGUAUAUAUUGGGAAAGGAGUUAGGCAGGAACAGAAAUUGGUGAAUUUUAGAUGAGUUUUGUAUGCUUGAUAUGACAUUUUGUGGCAGACAUGUAUUAUGUUUUCUCUUCUACCUUUUCAGUAACUAUCUGGGAAUAACCAUGUCUACCUCCCUAAGGUAAGCCAUAAAAUUGACUUUCCCCGUCUCACUGGUAGAUAUGGCAGGAGCUGUGUGACCUAGACUCUGCCACUCAUACUUAUUUUCUGGAAACCUCAAUACAGACUGAACAAAGAAGCAGACACUGCAGUCAGAUCAUGUUUCCAUGAAGUUGAUGGUGGAGGUAUCUGGUGUUCAGAGGCAAUAGUAAUUCUGUUAUAAAAUAGCUCUGCUCAUGCAGAAAUGGUAUUGGUGCUGGGCCACUAACAGUUGCAGUAGAGGAAAGUCCUUGGCAGAAAAGAAUCCAGUGAGAACAGCAGCAGGUUUUCCUCACCUGACCAAUUCUGUAGUAUGGUUUUUAGACUUCAUUCUUGAGAAGCUUAACCAUUAACUUGGUUCUUUAUUCAUCCCUAGUCCUUUAAUAAAUUACUAUUCCACUUUAUGAGUCAGAGUUAGCGUCUGUUGUUUUCAAAUAAGAAUCGUGAAAUAGCCAUAUGGUUUACUAUUUACUUGCUUUAGUACUGUCUUAUGCCAAACUCAGUAGCUAGAAUGUUAUCAGUUAUCCUUCCUACCAUGGCGUAUAUCCCUCUCAUAAUUUGAACUCUUAUAUACACAGCUUUGUUCAGAUGGCACUCUUUCUUAGUAUUUAACCCCAAUUAAUUUCUUCACUUGCAUUUUUGGUACUAUAUUACUCUCUGUAACAGUUGCAUAAAAUAGCCUUUCCCUUUUUCCUCAUCCUGGUUUUAUGUCUAAUUUCAGCUUAUUAGAUUUGUUAAUAUUAUUAUAUUUAUUGAUUGAUUAAUAAUGAAACUCUAUUCUUUAUCUCACAAACAUACACACAACCCUUCCUGUACAAACAGUACUUAAUUAGCCUGAUCUCUUCAGAGUGGCUAGCAAUAAUAAUAGUGAGGCUAUUGGACAAUUCUCAGAAUAUAGGAGUCUUUAUUAAAUCCUUGGUUUAUUUUCAUUAUUAUAUAUAUGGUUUUUGGUGAGUUGCCUUUUAGGAAAACUGAUAUUUGACAAAGCUGUGAUGUGUUUCAUCUUGAAAUAAGGUUCUCUACAUUAAUAGAUGAGCAGCAGGCGUACCUGUUAAGUUUUUUUUUCUGUAGACAAAUGGUUCUCGAAGUAUGAUUCCUGGACCAACAUCAUCACAUAGGAACUUGAUAGAAGUGCAGAUUCUCAGUCCCUCUCCGAAACUUUCUGAAUUAAAAAAAACUCUGAGGGUAGGGCACAGCAAUCUGCAUUUUAACAAGCACUGUACAUGAUUCUGAUAUACAUUAAAGUUUGUGAAUCACUGCUUUUGACCAGGGUUUGCAAACUAUGACUUGUGAGUCAACUCUGGCAUGUAGCCUGCUUUGGUAAGGUCUGUUGCUCCUCUCUGCAAAAGCAGCAUAGAUUACCACUCUGUUGAACUCAGGUGUGGCCAGGUGACUUGCUUUUAUCUUCUGCUCGUAACCUUUAAGAAUUAGAAUAAUGCAUUCACUACUAUGGAAGCAUGUGUGGAAAUGGAACCUCUUUGAGCUUUGAAGGAAGCCUCUGUUGCCAAUCCAAAAUCGAUAUGUUGUAUAAGGAGGAAGUAAACCAUUGUUGAAUUAAGCUGCUGAGAAUUUGGAGUUCUCUGUUACUAUAGCAUAAUCUACCCUGGCUGAUAAAACAUUUGCUCUUCUGACUAAGGAGUACAUUAACCCCUGCGGUCGAGAAUCAGAUGAAGCAGGUAAUAUAGUUUGGAUUUCCCCUCCAAAUCUCAUGUUGAACAUGUCGAAAUGUAAUCCCCAAUGUUGGAGGUGGGGCCUGGUGGAAGGUGAUUGGAUCCUGGGGGCAGAUUUCUCACGAGUGGUUUAGCACCAUCCUCUUGCUGCCGUCCUCACGAUAGUAAAUUAUUUCUCAUGAAAUCUGAUUGUUUAAAGGUCUGUGGCAUCUCCCCCUCUCCCUCUCUCACUCUUGCUCUCUUCAUGUGACAUGCCUGCUUCCAUUUUUGCCUUCUGCUGAGAGUAAAAGCUCCCAGUGGCCUCCCCAGAAGCUGAGCAGAUUGCUGCACCAUGCUUGUACAGCCUGCAGAACUGUGAGCCAAUUAAACAUCUUUUCUUUAUAAAUUGCCCAGGUAUGUCUUUUUAACAACAUAAGAAUGGCCUAACACAGCAGGGAAUUGACUAACACAGUUGCCUUCUUCUGAAAGAAUCUAAGGCACCGUAUGUGUUGCAGAUUUGAUUACCUGGGAAGCAGACUCUGAGAGGGAGUUUAGUGUGCUAAAUGUUUGUUAAGGAGUGCUCUUGGGAUUCAUACUUGUAAAAGAGGAGAUGGAAGCAGGAUUGGACAGAGAGAAGUCAAGCUGCAGUGCAUGCCCAAAGACAGUCUUAGCCUACCCCCAGGGAAUUCUGGAACUAAAAUAGUCCUUCAGAGUUGUCCCCAUUUGGGCUGAGAUGGCCAGGCCUUUAUACUCCCAUCAGUCAGUCAUUGCAUGUUGGUUGCCGCUUUUAUUAGUCUGUUCUCAUGAUGCUAAUAAAGACAUACCCAAGCCUGGGUAAUUUAUAAAGGAAAGAGGUUUAAUUGACUCAUAGUUCCACAGGGCUGGGGAGGCAUCUUGAAACUUACAAUCAUGGCAGAAGGGGAAGCAAACAUGUCCUUCUCCACAUGGCGGCAACAAGGAGAAGUGCCAAGGAAAAGGGGGAAAAGCCCCUUAUAAAACCAUCAGAUCUCUUGAGAACAAACUCACUCUUAUGAGAACAGCAUAAGGGUAACUGCCCCCAUGAUUAAACUAUGUCCCACAGGGUUCCUCCCAUGGAGGCGGGAUUAUGGGAACUACAAUUCAAGGUGAGACUUGGGUGGGGAAACAGCCAAACCAUAUCAUUCUGCCCCUGGCCACCCCCCCAAAUCUCAUGUCCUCACAUUUCAAAACAAAAUCCUGCCUUCCCAACAGUCCCCCAAAGUCUUAACUCAUUCCAGCAUUAAGUCAAAAGUCCAAGUCCAAAGUCUCAAUGUGAGACAAGGCAAGGCCCUUCCACCUAUGAGCCUGUGAAAUAAAAAGCAAGUUAGUUACUUCUUAGAUGCAAUGGGGGUACAGGCAUUGAGUAAAUACACCUGUUCCAAGUGGGAGAAAUUGGCCAAAACAAAGGGGCUACAGGCCCCAUGCCAAGUCCAAAAUCCAAUAGAGCAGUCAUUAAACCUUAAAAUUCCGAAGUGAUCUGCUUUGACUCCAUGUCUCACAUCCAGGUCAUGCUGAUGCAAGAGAUGGGCUCCCACAGCCUUGGGCACCCCUGAAAGGGUGACCUUGGGUGAGGCAGUUCUUUACAGUUGAAUCAGUUCCUGAAGGGACUGACAUUGAAGGCUGUCUUCCAACAGCCCUCCUGACAGCUAGGGCAACAGUCUCUUCGUAGAUAGAUAGGGAAUUAUCUAUUGACAAUUACAAUUGUCAACUACAAUUCAAGGUGAAACUUGAGUGGAGAAACAGCCAAACCAUAUCAUUCUACCCUUGGCCCUUCCCACAUCUUAUGUCCUCACAAUUCAAAACAAAACCAUACUGACAUUUGAUUGACAGUGUAUCACAGUGUCUAUCAUAGCUAUAAAUCUGGACAGUAUAAAAAAUACUGUAUUUGAUUUUUUUAACUGGAAGGCAGACAUAGGGCAGAUGGGAAGAAAUGUAAGAAUGCUAAUAUGCUAAUGUAGUUAAGAAAAAUGACUAACCCUCUCCUAUUUAACUUAGAGAAGGAUUAUUUAGAAAAUAAUCAGCAAGGAAGAAAUAUUCAUGUAAAGUUCAACUAUUCAUUUUAUUUCAUUUUUUCUAUUAAAUUUAUGUAAGGUAAAAUGGAUUUUUAAAUAAAAUAGCUACAGUUUGAUCCUAUUUUUAUAAAAGUAUUUCUAUUCCUUUUUCUGUUAGUAUAUAUUCAUAGAAUGAUGCCUGCAGGAUGUUUACCUAACAGCAAUUUAGGUUUAGGUUUAUGGUGAUUUUUUUUUUACUUCUUUGUUUAUUUCUGUCUUUGUUUAUUUAUGAUAAUCAUUUGUCAGUUAAAAAAUGGAGGGUCAGAAAGGGCCAGGGAAUUUGGACCCUGGUCAGUUUGGUGGGGGUGAAUAAGUAGAUAAGUUCCUUGCUGGAUUAUUUAAGUCCUUGAAGGGAUGGGAGAAAACACAGGACCACAGUGAAAACUUAAAUUUUCUUAAGUUCUAAUGAUAGAGGGUACUUAAUAUUUUCUUAGAUGUCUGUAUUUCAUUAAAUCUGGCUCUUGCUUACACUUCUGUGUGAACACAAAGCAGUUCUGGAAGUAGACAUGAGAGUACAUGAUUGUCUUGGGUGAGAAGAGAUCUUCAGGAACCCCUAGAUUUAAAAAUUGGAGAAAAGAGAGGUAAAGUAGGAAGAAAGAGGCAAUAAGAGAUCAUGAAAGCCAAGAAUGAAGUUCAUGAAGGAAGGAAUAAUCAGCUUUGUCAGAUGUUGCUGAUGGAAAGAAUAAUCUGAAUAUUAAAAACUGUGUGUUGGAUUUAGGAUAUGGAAGUCAUAGAUAGCUUUUCAGGGGCUAAUUUUGAUAUUGUGAAGGGGCUAGAAUCCAAACAAGAGUGACAGUCAUUUAGACAAUUUUUUCACCAAAUCUGGCUGUAACAAUAGGAAGAAAGAGAGAACAGUAUUUGGAAAGCGAGGGUUUAGGGAGAAUGUUUUUGAGGUGAGGAGAGCCUUGGGCAUGUUUAAAUACUAAUGCAAAUGAUUUGAUUAAAAAAAAAGGACAAAUAACUGAAGAGAGCCAUUAAUCAAUGUGUUUGGGAUAUAAACAGAGAGGCAAAAGUGUUAGAGUAUUUUCGAGAGAUUUACUUAAAUGGUAGAUCAUGAAAUAAAUAAAGAGAGAAGUGAAGCCAGAAAGGGGAUUAUGGGCAGGAGAAGUAGAAAGGUUAGUGGACUGAAAGUCCCAAGGAUAUCAGGAAAGAGUUGUGAGAGGAGUAGCUAAGCAAGAAGUGUUGAAGGAUGGCAGACUGGUUGAAAGGGGAAUGUUUUCAGUUCAUAUGAUGUGGAAGGAGAAGGGUCCAGAGUGUGAUGGUGGAAGUGGGCAUCUGAGAUAGAGUAAAAGGUACAAUUACUGGAGAGGGAUAAUUGUCAAGAGGGCUAGGUUCUUAGAUAGGCUGAGUGGACACUGAAGUUACAAAAAAUGAUGACGGAAGUUGAAGUGUAAAAGAAGGUUGAAUCCAGAAUCAAAUUUACAAGAAAAAAACAACUCCAUCAAAAAGUGGGCAAAGGAUAUGAACAGACACUUCUCAAAAGAAGACAUUUACGCGGCCAACAAACAUAUGAAAAAAAGCUCAUCAUUACUAGGCAUUAGAGAAAUGCAAAUCAAAAACCACAGGAUACCAUCUUACUCCAGUUAGAAUGGCGAUCAUUAAAAAGGCAGAAAACAGACCGGGCGCGUUGGCUCACACCUGUAAUCCUAGCACUAUGGGAGGCUGAGGUGGGCAGAUGACAAGGUCAGGAGGUUGAAACCAUCCUGGCCAACAUGGCGAAAUCCCAUCUCUAAUAAAACACAAAAAAUUAGCUGGGCAUGGUUGCGCGCACCUGUAGUCCCAGCUAUUCGGGACGCUGAGGCAGGGGAAUCACUUGAACCUAGGAGGCAGAGGUUGCAGUGAGCCACGAUUGCACCACUGCAUUCCAGCUUGGCAACAGAGCAAGACUCCAUCUCAAAAAAAAAAAAAAAAAAGAGAGAAAAAACGAAACAACAACAACAAAAAGGAAACAACGGAUGCUAGAGAAAUAAGAAUGCUUUUACACUGUUGGUGGGAGUGUAAAUUAGUUCAGCCAUUGUGGAAGACAGUGUGAUGAUUCCUCAAGGAUCUAGAACCAGCAAUACCAUUUUGCCCAGCAUUCCCAUUGCUGAGUAUAUACCCAAAGGAUUGUAAAUCAUUCUACUAUAGAGACACGUACACAUGUAUGUUUAUUGCAGCACUGUUCACAAUAGCAAAACUUGGAACCAACCCAAAUGCCCAUCAGUGAUAGACUGGAUAAAGAAAAUGUGGCACAUACACACCAUAGAAUACUAUGCAGCCAUUAAAAAGGAUGAGUUAAUGUCCUUUGCAGGGACAUGGAUGAAGCUGGAAACCAUCAUUCUCAGCAAACUAACACAGGAACAGAAAACCAGACACCACAUGUUCUCACUCAUAAGUGGGAGUUGAACAGUGAGAACACAUGGACACAGGGAGGGGAACAUCACACACCGAGGCCUGUCAGGGGAUUGAGGGUUAGGGGAGGGAUAGCAUUAGGAGAAAUACCUAAUGUAGAUGAUGGGUUGAUGGUUGCAGCAAACCACCAUGGCACGUGUAUACCUACAUAAUAAACCUGCAGAUUCUGCACAUGUAUCCCAGAACUUAAAGUAUAAUUUAAAAAAUUUUUAAAAGAAGAUUGAAUCAAGGACCAUUUUCCUCAAGGAACAAAGAAGAAAUGUUCAAGGAAUGAAGAUGAAAUGUCCAGGAGGACAAAAUAGGAGGACAGGAUGAUACAAACUUUAAAGGAAAAUAGUUGUUCUUUUCCACAACUUUUAGAGGAGCAAUGCUUGAGAAACAGCAGAGAACUUUGCUUCCUGAUCUUGAGUCACUUGGGAUAUGAGGGAAUAACCAGAAUGAAAAGUCAAGAGGGAAUGAAUAUCCUCCAGGAAGAAUUCUGUUUCAAUUAAACAAGGUGUUGGGAGUCCAAAGCAAAGACUAAAGUUCUAGAAGAGUUUAUCGUAGAUCAGGGGUACCAAGGAGACAUAGUAAAGGAUUAUACUAAAAUGUCAAUCUCAGUCAUAAUUUGAUUCUAUUUAAAUCUCAGAUUUCACAAGUCUAAUUUAAAUCAUAUCUUUAUAGAAAUAUAUUAGAUUGUUAUUAUUAUUCUUAUUUUUGAGACAGAGUUUCAUUCUUGUUGCCCAGACUGGAGUGCAAUGGCACGAUCUUGGCUUACCACAACCUCUGCCUCCUGGGUUCAAGCGAUUCUCCUGCCUCAGCCUCCCGAGUAGCUGGGAUUACAGGCAUGUGCCACCACACCCAGCUAACUUUGUAUUUUUAGUAGAGAUGGGGUUUCUCCAUGUUGGUCAGGCUGGUCUUGAACUCCCGACUUCAGGUGAUCUGCCUGCCUCGGCCUCCCAGAGUGCUGGGAUUACAGGUGUGAGCCACCACAUUAACAUAAACCAUUUAACUUAUCUAUGUAAAACCAAAAUCCGGUACUAAUUUUCACACACGUCUGUGUGAAGAGACCACCAACCAGGCUUUGUGUGAGCAAUAAAGCUUUUUAAUCAUCUGGGUGCAGGCGGGCUGAGUCCAGAAAGAGAGUCAGCGAAGGGAGAUAGGGGUGGGGCCAUUUUAUAGGAUUUGGGUGGGUAGUGGAAAAAUUACAGUCAAAGGGGGUUGUUCUCUGGUGGGCAGGGGCGGGGGUUACAAGGCGCUCAGUGGGGGAGUUUCUGAGCCAGGAGAAGGAAUUUCACAAGGUAAUGUCAUCAGUUAAGGCAGGAACUGGCCAUUUUAACUUCUUUUGUCAUUCAGUUACUUCAGGCCAUCUGGAUGUAUACAUGCAGGCUUGGGCCCAGAGGCCUGACAUUCUGUUUUCUUAAUAAGAAAAAUAAAACAAAAUACUGUUGAAGUGUUGGGGUGGCGAACAUUUUUGGGGGUGGUAUGGAGAGAUAAUGGGCAAUGUUUCUCAGGGCUGCUUCGAGCAGGAUUAGGUUCGGCAUGGGAACCUAGAGUGGGAGAGAUUAAGCUGAAGGAAGAUUUUGUGGUAAGGGGUAAUACUGUAGGGUUGUUAGAAGAAACAUUUGUCGUAUAGAAUGAUUGGUGAUGGCCUGGAUGUGGUUUUGUAUGAAUUGAAAAAGUAAACAGAAGACACGAGGUCCGAAUAAUAGGAGAAAAACAGGUAUUAAAGGACUAAGAAUUGGGAGGACCCAGGACAUCCAAUUAGAGAGUGCCUAAGGGGGUUCAGCGGAAUUACUUGCUUGGUUGGCAAGUUUUUGGGUUCUAUCCUUAAUAGAGUCCUCCUUUUUAAGUUGGAGGCUGUGAGGUGAGGUGUGUUUUUAAAAGACCAUUAGUCCAUUUUACCUUUCCUGAAGGUUGAGGGUGGUAAGGGGUAUGAAGGUUUCACUGAAUACCAAGAGCCUGAGAAACUGCUUGGGAGAUUUGACUAGUAAAGGCCGAUCCGUUAUCAGACUGUACAGAGGUGGGAAGGCCAAACCAAGGAAUUAUGUCUCACAGAAGGGAAGAAAUGACUGCGGUGGCCUUCUCAGACCCUGUGGGAAAGGCCUCUACCCAUCCAGUGAAAGUGUCUACCCAGACCAAGAGGUAUUUUAGUUUCCUGACUCAGGGCAUGUGAGUUAAGUCAAUUUGCCAGUCCUGGGCAGAGGCAAAUCCCCGAGCUUGAUGUGUAGGGAAGGGAGGGGGCCUGAACAAUCCCUGAGGAGUAGUAGAAUAGCAGAUGGAACACUGAGAAGUCAUUUUCUUGAGGACAGAUUUCCAUGAUGGAAAGGAAAUGAGAGGUUCUAAGAGGCAGGCUAGCGGCUUGUAACCUACAUGGAAGAGGUUAUGAAAUGAUGACAGAAUAGAAUGGGCCUAUGAGGCUGGAAGGAGAUACUUUCCUUGGUCCAAAAACCAUUUGCCUUGUGUCGGAAGAGAUUGAUAAGUGGAAGUUUUAGUGGGGGAGUAUUUGGGAGUGACCAAUGAGAAGGAGAAAAACUGACAGUGAGGGACAGAAGUUGGAAGCUAGCUGCUGCUUUAGCUACCUUGUCAGCAGAAGUGUUGCCCUGAGCGAUGGGAUCUGAUACCUUUUGAUGGCCCUUGCAGUGAAUGACUCCAGCUUCCUUUGGAAGUAAAGCAUCCUUGAGAAGAGUUUUUAUUAAAGAGGCAUUAAUGAUGGAGGACCCUUCCGUAGUGAGGAAACUUCUUUUUGCCUAUAUAACAGCAUGGUGGUGCAGGAUAUGGAAGGCAUAUUUAGAGUCAGUAUAAAUAUUGACAUGUAGUCUUUUGCAAGAGUGAGGGCUCAAGUCAAGGCAAUGAGUUUGGCUUGCUGAGAGGUGGUGGAAGGGGGCAGAAAGUAUAUGCGUCAGGUGUGAGGAAGAAAAUAGAUUUUGCAAGUUUUGAGAACUGUAGAGAGUGAGUUGAGCAUAGUUUUUUAUUUUGAGGGCCUCUAAAAGUAUUAAAGCAGCAGCAGCCGCCACACGCAGACAUGAGAGCUAAGCUAAAACAGUAAGGUCAAGUUGUUUGGACAAAAAGGCUACAGGGCGUGGUCCCAGCUCUUGUGUAAGAACUCUGACCGCACAGCCCUGCACUUCGGCUGUGUGUAAUGAAAAGGGAGUGAUGAGUUAGGGAGAGCUAGUGUGGGAGCUGUUUUUUAAGGAAUGGAAAGGGGAGUAGGGAAAGGAUUUAGGAUCUGUGGGGUCAGCUAGGUUUAUCUAGAGCAGAAUAAUGGGUUGUGGAGGGGUUGUGGAGGGAGGUACUGAGGAUAGGAGAGUAUAUGGGUUUGGCACCAUGAGGUGGAUAGGCAAAACAAUUUAGUUGAUAAGGCACAGAUCCUGAACUAACUUGUAAGACUUGUCUGGUUUUUGGACAGGUAAAAUGGGUGAAUUGUAAGGGAGUUUAUAGGCUUUAAAAGGCCAUGCUGUAACAGGCAAGUGAUAACAGGCUUUAAUCCUUUUAAAGCAUACUGUGGGAUGGGAUAUUGGUGUUGAGCGGGGUAAGGGUGAUUAGGUUUUAAUGAGAUGGUAAGGGGUGCAUGAUCGGUUGCUAAGGAGGGAGUAGAGGUGUCCCAUACUUGUGGAUUAAGGUGGGGAGAUACAAGGGGAGGAUGUGAAGGAGGCUUUGAACUGGGGAAAAGUGUGGCAAUGAGGUGUGGCUGUAGCCUAGGAAUAGUCAGGGAAGCAGAUAAUUUAGUUAAAAUGUCUCCACCUAAUAAGGGAGCUGGGCAGGUGGGGAUAACUAAAAAGGAGCGCAUAAAAGAAUGUUGUCCAAGUUGGCACCAGAGUUGGGGAGUUUUAAGAGGUUUAGAAGCCUGGCCAUCAAUACCCACAACAGUUAUGGAGGCAAAGAAAAUAGGCCCUUGAAAAGAAAGUAGCUCUCCCUCUCCCUCUCCCUCUCCCCACGGUCUCCCUCUCUUUCCACCGUCUCCCUCUGAUGCUGAGCCGAAGCUGGACUGUACUGCUGCCAUCUCGGCUCACUGCAACCUCCCUGCCUGAUUCUCCCGCCUCAGCCUGCCGAGUGCCUGCGAUUGCAGGCGCGUGCCGCCACGCCUGACUGGUUUUCGUAUUUUUUUGGUGGAGAUGGGGUUUCGCUGUGUUUGCCGGGCUGGUUUCCAGCUCCUAACUGCGAGUGAUCUGCCAGCCUCAGCCUCCCGAGGUGCCGGGAUUGCAGAUGGAGUCUUGUUCACUCAGUGCUCAAUGUUGCCCAGGCUGGAGUGCAGUGGCGUGAUCUCGGCUAGCUACAACCUCCACCUCCCAGCCGCCUGCCUUGGCCUCCCAAAGUGCCGAGAUUGCAGCCUCUGCCCGGCUGCCACCCCGUCUGGGAAGUGAGGAGCGUCUCUGCCUGGCCGCCCAUUGUCUGGGAUGUGAGGAGCCCCUCUGCCCGGCUGCCCAGUCUGGGAAGUGAGGAGCGCCUCUUCCUGGCUGCCAUCCCGUCUAGGAAGUGAGGAACGUCUCUGCCCGGCCGCCCAUCAUCUGAGAUGUGGGGAGCGCCUCUGCCCCGCCACCCCGUCUGGGAUGUGAGGAGCUCAUCUGCCCGGCCACGACCCCGUCUGGGAGGUGAGGAGCGUCUCUGUCCGGCCACCCCAUCUGAGAAGUGAGGAGCCCCUCUGCCCGGCAGCCACCCCAUCUGAGAAGUGAGGAGCCCCUCCGCCCGGCAGCCGCCCUGUCUGAGAAGUGAGGAGCCCCUCUGCCCGACCACCACCCCGUCUGGGAGGUGUACCCAACAGCUCAUUGAGAACGGGCCAUGAUGACGAUGGCGGUUUUGUGGAAUAGAAAAGGGGGAAAUGUGGGGAAAAGAUAGAGAAAUCAGAUUGUUGGCUGUGUCUGUGUAGAAAGAAGUAGCCAUAGGAGACUCCAUUUUGCUCUGUACUAAGAAAGAUUCUUCUGCCUUGGGAUGCUGUUGAUCUAUGACCUUGCCCCCAACCCUGUGCUCUCUGAAACAUGUGCUGUGUCCACUCAGGGUUAAAUGGAUUAAAGGCGGUGCAAGAUGUGCUUUGUUAAACAGAUGCUUGAGGGCGGCAUGGUCGUUAAGAGUCAUCACCACUCCCUAAUCUCAAGUACCCAGGGACACAAACACUGCGGAAGGCCGGAAGGCCGCAGGGUCCUCUGCCUAGGAAAACCAGAGACCUUUGUUCACUUGUUUAUCUGCUGACCUUCCCUCCACUAUUGUCCUAUGACCCUGCCAAAUCCCCCUCUGCGAGAAACACCCAAGAAUGAUCAGAAGAAAAAAAAAAAAAAAAAAAAAAGCUAGAAAAGAAAAAAAAAAAAAAAAGAAAAGUAAUGUGGAGUUGGUAGCCUCGUAUUGAUUAAGAAGGGGACGGACUUACCUUCCACUGUAAGAGUUACUGAAAGAGUCUGUGAUGGUCCAGGAGGCUUCUGAGGCAAUUGGGCAGUGCCAGUCUUCAGCCGCUAAGCCGAGAAGAUCUGGGAAGGAGUCAGUCAGAGAGCCUUGGGCUAGGGUUCCAGGGGCUCUGGGUGUGGCUGCCAGGCAAGCUGGACAGUCCGAUUUCCAGUGGGGUCCCUCACAGAUGGGACAUGGUUUAGGAGGAAUCCCGGGCUGCAGGCAUUCCUUGGCCCAGUGGCCAGAUUUCCAGCACUUAAAGCAAGAUCCUGGGGGAGGAGGUCCUGAAGGAACGCCUGACCACUGUGGCUUAGGUGUUUUGAAGUUCUUGUGUGCUGGAGAUGUGGCUGGGGUUCCUCUCACAGCAGAGGCAGGUAAUUGCAACUCUUCUCUAUUAUUGUACACCUUGAAGGCGAGGUUAAUCAAGUCCUGUUGUGGGGUUUGAGGGCCGGAAUUUAAUUUUUGGAGCUUUAUUUAAUGUUGGGAGCGGAUUGGGUAAUAAAAUGCAUAUUGAGAAUAAGAUGGCCUUCUGACCCUUCAGGGUCUGGGGCUGUAAAGCAUCUAAGGGUUGUUGCCAAAUGGGCCAUGAACUGGGCUGGGUUUUUAUAUUUGAUAAAAAGGAGCCUAAACGCUAACUGAUAUGGGAGAGGUCGGAUAAAGAAAAAGGAGCAUUAACCUUGACUGUGCCUUUAGCUCCAGCCACCUCUUUAAGAUGAAAUUGUUGGGCAGGUCAGGGAGGGCUAGUCAUGGAACGAAACUGUAAACUGGACCAGGUGUGAGGAGGGGAGGUGAUAAAAGGAUUAUAGGGUGGGGGAGCGGAGAAUGAGGAAGAAUUGGGACCUGGCUCAGCCUAGCAAGGAGCAGCCUGGGGCGGAGGGGAGAGGUCAGAUGGGUCCAUAGAAAAGGAAGAUUGGAAAGACUUGGCAACGCUUAGGGUUGGGACUGAGGGGACAGGCAGGAGGGAAAGAAGGAAUAUUUGGGACGAGUUGCAUUGGGAACAGAGACUAGGGAGGGACUGUUGUGUAAAAGAAUGCCUGGACAUCAGGCAUCUCAGACCAUUUGCCCAUUUUACGACAAGAAUUAUCUAGAUCUUGUAGGAUGGAAAAAUCGAAAGUGCCAUUUUCUGGCUAUUUGGAACCAUUGUCGAGUUUGUAUUGGGGUUAAGCAGCAUUGCAGAACAAAAUAAGGCAUUUAGGUUUUAGGUCAGGUGUGAGUUGAAGAGGUUUUAAGUUCUUGAGAACACAGGCUAAGGGAGAAGGAGGAGGAAUGGAGGAUGGAAGGUUGCCUAUAGUGAAGGAUGCAAGCCCAGAGAAAAGAGAGGGUAGAGACACAGAGAGAAGGGUUGGGGGGUGCUUGCCCCCCAGGAAAGUGGUGCUUGCCACUAAGGGUGAAGGAUCAAGGCAGGCAUCCCUGCAGUGAUCAGACACCUCUGAAACAUGGGUGAAUAAUCAAGCAGGUGUCCCCGCAGUGAUUAAACACCAAGGGAAGACUGUCUUCCAGAGUCCGUUACCAGCACCGGCGUUUUGGGUUCAUGGAUAAAAUGCGUCUUCUCUGUCUCUACCAGAAAAGGAAAGGAACUGAAAUUAAGAGAAGGGAGAGAUUGAAGGAUGGCGGCAAGGUUGAAAGGAGAAAGAGGUUGAGGGAUAGUGAGAGAGGUUGGAGAAGAGAGUAAAAAGAGGCCACUUACCCGAUUUAAAAUUGGUGAGAUGUUCCUUGGGCUGGUCGGUCUGAGGACCCGAGGUCGUAGGUGGAUCUUUCUCAUGGAGCAAAGAGCAGGAGGACAAGGGAUUGAUCUCCCAAGGGAGGUCUCCCAGUCCGAGUCACAGCACCAAAUUUCAUGUGCAUCUGUGUGAAGAGACCACCAGGCUUUGUGUGAGCAAUAAAGCUUUUUAAUCAUCUGGGUGCAGGCAGGCUGAGUCCGAAAAGAGAGUCAGCGAAGAGAGGUAGGGGUGGGGCCGUUUUAUAGGAUUUGGGUGGGUAGUGGAAAAUUAUAGUCAAUAGGGGUUGUUCUCUGGUGAGCAGGGGCGGGGGUCACAAGGUGCUCAGUGGGGGAGCUUCUGAGCCAGGAGAAGGAAUUUCACAAGGUAAUGUCAUCAGUUAAGGCAGGAACCAGCCAUUUUCACUUCUUUUGUCAUUCUUCAGUUACUUCAGGCCAUCUGGAUAUAUAUGUGCAGGCUUGGGCCCAGAGGCCUGACACUAAUUAUUGCUGUAUAAAUGUUGAAUGAAUGGAUGGGUGAAUAAGUUCAUAGGGUAUGUAUAUUAUCUGAGUUUAUUGCCUCUAGUUUCAUUUUUGCAGCUAAUCUUAUUGAACUUGUUUUGUUUUUGUUUUGUUUUGUUUUGAGAUAGAGUCUCACUCUGUUGCCAGGCUGGAGUGCAGUGGCACAAUCUCAGCUCACUGCAACCUCCACUUCCCAGGUUCCUGGUUUCAAGUGAUUUUCCUGCCUCAGCCUCCCAAGUAGCCAGGACCAUAGGCAUGCGCCACCAUGUCCGGCUAAUUUUUGUAUUUUUGGUAGAGGUGGGGUUUCACCAUGUUGGCCAGGCUGGUCUCAAACUCCUGACUUCAAGUGAUCUGCCCCCCCUUGGCCUCCCAAAGUGUUGGGAUUACAGGCAUGAGCCACCAUGCCCAUCCUGAACUCAUUGUUUUAUAUCUUAAUCUAGAUUUUAAACACUUGGAGAAGAGAGACUGUUUUAUUUAUAUGGUAUUUUUCAUAGUAUCUAAAACAUAGGUGUUCAAUGAACACUUAUUAAAUUUAUUCAUCAACAUGUCCAAGUAAAUCUGAUCAUUCCUAAAUUCUUAUUCAGUUUCAUAUAAUAUAAUAUUAUUUCUUGAGAGGUGUCAGUAUCCUGCCCCUACUAAGAAUCUUUUAUAACCUGGAAUGCAAUAAGCAUGCAUCUCAGGGUAUUUAAAUAGGAACACAUCAGGAGUUGUUUUAUUUUUAAAUAAUAAUUGAUUAAUUAGGGACAUAUGUGUGUAUGCCACUUCUCAGUCAAGAGUAUAAUGCCACAGACUCUUAAGAGUGAACUACCCUCUUUAUGACUUACUGCAAUGAUGAACUUGUAGAUAGUUGUAAUUUCAACCUUUAAUUUCUAAAAUUCCUAUGUGUCAGAAAUAGCCUAUCUUUUAUGUUAAUGGAUUAAAUCACUUCAGUUUGAUGUUUAUACUGUUAUUUUUAUUUUUAAGAGGUAAAUUAUUGCUGAUACUCUAUAAUUCAGAUGUGUGUCCCUAUAAGAAUCAUUCUUUAUAUUAUAAGGAAAUACCUUUCAAAACUUAGCUUCAUCCGUUUUCAUAUUCACUAUAAUUCACAACUACCAUUGUCAGCAAAAAUCUACAUUUUCUGAAUGUAGAUUACUCUUCUUCUUUGUAAAACAAUUUGUAAUAAAUACUUCAUGAUAAACUAAUAAUCACAGUUAAAAAUUACUACAUGAAGGAGAAAGCUACAUGUGUUCUAGUUCCCUAGACAACAACAGUAAUGAGUCAUGGCUCACUUUAGUAUAAAAACUCAAUGAUUAUAGACCUAUUUACAGACAAUUAUUCACAGAGAAAGUAAAUGAACAUAUAUUAUUAGUUGAGAGGAAUAACUGCAGUCUCACACAAAGAAUUGUUAUCAGAUAAAUCUUUUAGUGAAAAGAAGAAACAAACAGGUCAUAAAAGAAAGCCUUUUGUUUAAGUCAGAUUUUUAGUUUUGUAGGAAAAAAGUCGGGUUUAAAGGUCAAGUCUCAAGAAAUUUUGAACAUGCAGGAAGACUGAGUGAGAAAAACUGAAAUUUCAAUAUGUAAAACUGCUUUUUAAAGUAUUUAAUAUAGAGAAUAAAGAACAUCGAGCACCUAAAUUGGGAUUCAUUUUGUUGAGCCAUCCAAAUGCUAAUCCCUUCACUGUCAGCAACCAACAAGUGUGUAUUAUGUUUUUCAAAAAUGAAAGAAGAAGCUUAACGCACAGGUAUUGUUUUCCUUUGCUGCUCUAUUUUAUUUUAAGCAAUUUAUUUCUUCAUGAUACCAACUUCAGUUGUUUGUAAUGCUAAUGAGAGAGAUUAACAAAUGUUUUAUGGAAAGAGAAUACUACUUGACCAUUUUAUGGUAGAUUAUAACACAUAAAUGGGUCCAAGCAAGCAGCAUAUUCUGUAGUUAAGUAUGCUCUAAAAUUUAUUAAAUUGAGAAAGAGGGGAUAAAAUAGUGUUUCUUAUAAAAACAUCAUAGGGAGACAACAUUCAAAUUCUAAAUAUUAACUGUUAUUUCAAAAAUUAUUUCUUUGGGGAGUAUCUAGAUUAUGGACAUCCUGAAAACAUGCCUUCUUCAUUAUUAUUAACAUCUAUGAAAUUAUAUAUAUUUAAGGAAGCAUUUUUAUUACAUUACAGUGUUCCCGAGUAAGUUCCCUUUUGUGUUGAUUGUUUUUUGUUUUGUUUUUGUUUUUUGAGAUGGAGUCUUGCUUUCAUUACCCAGGCUGGAGUGCAAUGGCGUGGUCUCGGCUCACUGCAACCUCCGCCUCCCAGUUCAAGUGAUUCUCCUGCUUCAGCCUCCCAAGUAGCUGGGAUUACAGGCACCUGCCACCAUGCCCAGCUAAUAUUUUUGUAUUUUUAGUAGAGACGAUGUUUCAUCAUGUUGGCCAGGCUGGUCUCGAACUCCUGACCUCAGGUGAUCCGUCCGCCUCUGCUGAUUGUUUUAUAAUAAUAGUUGUAUCCACUGUGUUUCUUGUUUAUUAUCUUACCAUUUGGUGGAUGGAUGAUAAUUAAAUGAACAGUAACAUUGAGUGAGGUUGUUCUUGAGGUCUACCCUUUACAAAUGAAAGAAAUAGCAAACAGAAGCAAUGUUUUAUUCUUUUCUUUAAUCAUUUUCCCCAUCAUGCUAAUCUAAAAUAACAAGAAAGUAUACAAUGGGCAAAUAUGUUUUAAAACCAAAAUCCUUAAUUCUCAUAUUUUUGUACUCAAAAUCUUGACAGAUGAUUUAUAAUAGUAGGUGCUUCAUUUGAAAAAUGUUUAAUACUAUUUUUAAUGAUAGAUAUGAAUAUGUAUUUUAUAAGUAUAUUUUAUCAGCAAACUACUAGUAAUUACAUUGCUUGUAAUCUUUCCUCUGAAUUUAGCAGUAGUGAGGAUAUUUCUUCCAAGAGUUAUGGAUAUAUCUGCUGAGACAGUUAUUUCGAGGUGGACAGGAUUUAAUGCUACUUUUCCAAAGUAGUGUCCAUUUAGGCAGAUGGUGAGAAUUUAAAGAAAACUGGGAAAUACUAAUUGCAAAAAUGUUUUUCUCUCCAGAAAACUUGAGAUUUAAUUUAGAAAAGAGGCAGUUUUUAUCCUUGGUGUAUUUAUGUUCUUAGAAUAGAGUAGAACUUAAGAAAUACUGAAUGCAGCCUAGGACAAAGGAACUUAAUUUUAAACAUUUUAAAUUGAAUGAAAUUGUUUAUUAGCAGGUUUCCAGUCUCAUAAUCACAUUUGUGCUGUGGAUUCAGUAGAGGCUUAUAAUGAGUCAGAAAGAAAUCUAUUUGAAAGUUACGUUGAAUUUUAUGCAGGGAAAAGAAUAAUUCUGGUCAUAAAGUUAUUGUUCAUGAUGAGCCAGUAUAUAAAUUUCCUGAUGUUUAUUUUAAGCAAAUAGAUGUAAAUUUCCAUAAUUGAAAAUGAACAUGCUCCUGCAAGUACCACGUGUUUGUAUUCCCGGAGCUCCUGUUAGAGUAAAAUACACAUUUUUAGGUGUUGAUUAUGCAAAGAUGUUCUGGUAAAAAGGCUAAUUCUCCAUAGUACACAUGUUAGAAUUGAAAUAGUAGUGCCAGCUUACCUGGGUACUUCACAAGGUUGUGAAGAUUAAAUGAGGUAAAGUAUGUGAAAACCUUUGAACUAACAAAUAUUAGUUGCAUCUCUGAGAUAAAACAGGUGUCCUUAAUUUAAUUUGAGUAAUUCUACCAUUUUUGGUAAUGAUAUUCUCUAAUCUUACAAAAGGUAUACAUUAUUUUCUUUCCUAUAUCUCUUAGAAUUGUUUUUAUAGGCUAUACCUUAGCUAUUUACCAUGUCCUUUUUAUAGUCAGUCACUUUUGGGGCAACUAAUGAUUAGAAUGGUACUAAAUUACUUUUUUUUUUCUAGUAGGAAAAGCUAACAGAACUAAUAGAAACUGAAAACUUGAGUUUGGUGCACAUAGUUUUGUUAUAUUUUGGAAUUACCUGAUAUUAUAAUCAAAUUAUAUACAGUCAUGCACCACACAUAAUGUUUCAGUCAACAACAGAUCACAUAAUUGAUGGUGAUCCCAGAUUAUUACACGGUCUUAUCACCAUAAAUUUUUUUUGGUGUUUUUGCUGUGUUUUGUUUUGUUUGAGAUAGGGUCACUCUGUUAGGCUGGAGUGCAGUGGCACAAUCAAGAUUCACUGCAACCUUGACCUCCUGGGCUCAUCAGCCUCCCGAGAAGCUACUAUACCUUUUAUAUGUUCAAAUAUGCUUAGAUACACAAAUACUUACCAUUGUGUUACAGUUGCCUACAGUGUUCAGUACGGUAACCUGCUGUACAGGUUGGUAGCCUAGGAGCAAUAGGCAAUACCAUCUAGGUUUGUGUAAGUACACUCUGUGAUGUUCCCACAAUGACAAAAUUGCCAAACAGUGCAUUUCUCAGACCGUUUCUGUGUCAUUGACAUGUGACUAUAAUUUGUAUGAUAAAAGUUAUAACAUAUCUAAAGAGAAUAAGAUAUAUUUUACUUUAUGGAUAGCAGCAUAUUAGAAGUACCUUUUUUGUUAGUCAAUUUACUUUCGGUGGUAUAUUUCUCCCUGAAAUGAAAAUUAGCACUGUCCUUUAAGCUGUGUUAAAGUUAAGAAAAAUUUUUAUACCAGCUCAUUUGUGAUUUGUCACAAAAUAUUAAAGAAUUACUAGAUAGGAGAAAUCUGCCAUUUUAGUGCCAAAGUUGUUAGAUAUUCAAGACCAAGUUUAUGUUUGCAUUUGAGGGUUGGUAUAAAGUUGGGAGCAUCUGCAGUCUCUGGAUUCACAUCAUGGAUCCCACUUCAUCCCAACUGUGUGUCCUUGGGUGAAUAUUCAGCCUCUCUGUGCCUCAUUUUCUUCAUUUGUAAAAAGAGAUAGUAAUGAUAAUAGCUACCUUAUAGAUUUUUUGUGAGGAUUAAAGGAGUUAGUCCAUGUAGAGUCCGUAGAACAGCAGCUGACAAAGAAUGGGAACUUGCUAAAUGCUAUUUUUAUUUGAUCUUAUCCAUGUAUGAAUAAAUUUAAUGUUCUAAUUUUGUGGUAAUCUUAAUUAGAUACUAGUCCGCAAGUAAAAAAUCAUUGCAUUGUAUUUUUUCAAGUUUCAAAAUCAGAAGGGACAUACCAAGCUGGAAAAGAAGAAGGUAAAAGUACCGUUAUUACAACAGAAGUAGCUAGUAAUAACUGUUUUCAGGAACUAAAUAUAAUUCAAGCCUCAAAUGUUUUUGAGAUACAACUUUUUGGAAAUAUAUUCUGAGUAGGGCCAGGCGCGGUGGCUCACACCUGUAAUCCCAGCACUUUGGGAGGCCAAGGUGGGCAGAUCACAAGGUCAGGAGAUUGAGACCAUCCUGGCUAACAUGGUGAAACUCUGUCUCUACUAAAAAUACAAAAAAUUAGCCAGGCGUGGUGGCGGGCGCCUGUAGUCCCAGCUACUUGGGAGGCUGAGGCAGGAGAAUGGCGUGAACCCAGGAGGCAGAGCUUGCAGUGAGCCAAGAUCACACCACUGCACUGUAGCCUGGGCAACAGAGCGAGAUCCCAUUUCAAAAAAAAAAAAAAGAAGAAAGAAAUAUAUUCUGAGUAAUUAUUAAGAUGACUGAAUUAUAAAUAUUCUUUAAAUAAAUGCACUUUUAUUAUUUUCAGGCAUGCGUAGUAACUCAUAUUACAUUGAUACAUAUCAAGCAGCUUAAACCAGGCUAUUCUGAAGUAACAAAUCCUGAAACUUUUAAAUGCCCACAACAAAGGUUUAUUUCUUACUUAUGCCACAUGUUUAUUGUGGGUCAAUUAUGGCUCUAUUCCAUGUUUUCUUCACUGUAAGAUCCAGACUGAUUGGGCAGGUUCUUUCUGAAACUUUCUUGGUUGUCAUGGCAGAGAGCAUAGAAAACUAAUCCUUGUCUUUUAAAGCUUUUGCCCAAAAUUGACACAUGCCACUUCCAUUUACAUUUCAUUGUCUAAAGCAGGGGUUGGCAAACUUUUUCUGUAAAGUGCCAGAGAGUUCAUUUUUUUUUUUUUUAGGUUCCACAUAUGGUCUCUGUCGCAUUUUUUUUUUUUACAAUUCUUUUUAAAAAUGUAAAACCUUUCUUAGCAUGCUGGCUGUACAAAAAAACAGACCACAUGCCACAUUCAGUUUGCCUCCUGUAGUUUGCUUACUUCUGAUCCAAAAGCAAGUCUUAUGGCCAAGCCUGGGAUCAACAGUGAGGGUCAGUGAAUAACUGUAAACAAUAUUCCAUACCAUGAAUUGUAAGAUUAAUAUAAUCUGUAUAUUCACCUUAUGAUUUGCAUAUCAGUCAGUAGUUUGUAAAUAAAUUUGUGCUUUUAUAGUACAUGAAUUUGCUCUCUUGGGACAUUCUCUUUUACAUCUUACUUAAAUAAUAGAUUUGCAUAACAAAGCCUUUCCUAAAUACUCAACUGUGUCCAGUUAUCACAGUUCCUGAAUCCAAGUGUUUAAUUUAUAAAAAUAUUAUUGAAUGUGAAAUACUUAAAUAUCUGACAAGUCAUAGUAUGUGUUAAACAAGUUGGCCUGGACUGGCACUGCCAAAAGAAAAUGCAAGAAAGAGUUUAUUUUUACAGUUAAAGAUAGUGGAUUAGGCACAUAUAAUUAUUUAUUCUUCCUGUAAUCUCCACUGAAAUGGUAGUGUCAUAGUUUACAACAAUAAAUACAUAUAUAUAUACAUUCACAUUUAUACCCAUAAAGUCCAAAUAGCUGGAAAGAGGGCAUCAGCAGAUGAGACAUACCACCUUCUGAAGACAUUGUGGGUGGAGGCUGGUAACUGACUCUUUAGAAAGAAUGGAGAUAACUGAGCAUAAAGUGCACACAGAAGGAGAGAACUAAUCUGAUCACACAGCCGUGAAUACUACCAGGUACAGCAUGGGGUAGCAUGAAUCUGGGGAUUAAAAACAAGAUAAUCACUAAAAGCCUGUGAGAUGUAUAGUUGUAUUUCCAUCCAACAUGAAGAAUAGUGUCAGGCUUGUGUCUAGCCCUUGGGCAGUAAAUAUCAUAAGUUUCUUGUCUGGAAAAUCUCAAGAUUCCAAGCAAAGAUUGCCCCAUACUGACAUUUAAGAGUCCCCAGGGAAAUUGCCUUAUCUCCAUCUAAUCAUGUUUAUGCCUGUCAGUGAACAAGUUGCAUUUAAACGUUUAGAGUUUUUUGGGGAAUGUAUUCUUAAAUAUAAACAGGCAAUCAUGGCUGAGGAGACACUAAGGGAAAGCCUCCACCAGGAAAGAGAAAAUCCAGGAUAAACAGAAAAUAAAAUUAUGCAACAGAAAGGGUCCAUAAUGGAAAGAUGACAAGAAAACUAAAAACUAAUUUUAAUUAGUGUUUUCAGAAAGAUGUGAGAAGACAAAUUUUUUUAAAAGAGAAAAAAUGCUCAGAAAAAGGAACAGUCAUAGAAAAAAGGGGCUCUUGUAAAUUACAAGUAUGAUCACCAAAACAAAGCAAAUAGUAGAAGGGUCAGUACGAGGAUUGGCAAACUAUGGCCUUCCACCUGUUUUUGUAAAGAAAGGUAUACUGGAACCCAGCACUGCCUAUUUGUUUUCAUAUUGUCUAUGGCUGCUUUCAUGCUACAACAGCAGAGUGAGUAGUUAUGACAGAGAUCAUAUGCUCAUAAAACCAAAAAAUUUACUAUCUGGCCUUUUACAGAAAAAGUUUGCUAACCCAUUAAUUAGAAGACAGAAAUGAAAAAAAAAUAAAUAAAUAACUCCAGGAAAUAUAAAAGGAAAAUAGAGUGGAAAAGAAACAGAUGGAAAGAUUUAAAAAAGGAUUGGAGACUUAGACAAUCCAGGAGGAUUUAACAUAUGACUAACAGGUGAUUCAUAAAGAAAGAAAACAGAGGGGAGGAAGUUGUAUUAAAAAUACAAGGCAAUGUGCCAAAGCUGAAGAGCUUGUCUCCAAAUAAAGGAUCUGAACAAGAAAUGAAAAAAUCCAGACCUAGACACAUCAUUGUGAAAUUUUAGAACACCAGGGGUAAAAGAAAAUCCGGAAAGACCCCCUGAUGACAUAAAAAUUAGAAAGAUCAGAAGGGCAUCAAACUUUUCAACUGCAAAGCUAGAUGCAACAAGACAGUUAAGCUAAGGCUUCAAAAUGGUAAAGAAACAUGAUUUUCACUAUAUUAAGUGUUUCGAUGUAUAAUCUCCUUAAAUUCUAAACACAACGCUAUUAUGGGUAGGUGUCAUUAUUUAAUCCCCAUUUUACCGAUGACAAAACUGUAAUUUUAUAACUGACUAUCUCAAAGUCACUGUGUUACAUUUGAUUGCUUGGCAAACUACAAAUAUUCCCAGCCCUUUCUAGUUUUUUUGGUGUGGUUUUUUUUUUUUUUCCUGUACUUCAAGAGAAAUAUGUUUGAGAUUCUGUAGCAUUCUGGAUGCUAAUCAGGUUCCAACAAUUAAACACAUCUGUGCAUGAUUUGCAAAGUUAAAGUGAAGGCAGAGGCCAUUUUCUUACUGCUUCAGGCAGGCAAGUUCAACGAAAGAUGUUUUUCCUCCUCCAGUAACAUUCUUUUUCUUUUUUUUUUAGAUUCAGGGGGUAGGUGUCCAUGUUUGUUACAAGGAUAUACUGCAUAAUGCUGGAGUUUGAGCUUCUAUUGAACCCAUCACCCAAAUAGUGAGCAUAGUACCCAAUGAGUAGUUUCUCAAUCCUUAACCCCAUCCGACCCUCCCCACUUUUGAAAUUCCCAGAGUCUGUUGUUUCCAUCUUUAUGUGUACCCAUUAUUUAGUUCCCACUUACAAGUGAGAACAUAUGGAUUUGAUUUUCUGUUUCUGCGCUAAUUCACUUAGGGUAAUGGCCUCCAGCUGCAUUGGUGUUGCUGCAAAGGAUAUGAUUUCAUUCUUUUUUAGGGCUUCAUGGUAUUCCAUGGUGUAUAGUAGCUAGUUUACCGCUUCAUGUACACUAAGAGGUAAUUGCAAUGGCUGUGAAGACUUUCUGAUCUCUUGAUCAAACUAAGAUAGUAUGUUUUUUAAGUCAUAUCUUCCUGCCUUCCCACUACUUAGUAGCUCCUUUGGGGGAUCAGCUUUUCAGUGUUCUAGGAGUCAUUUCUGCAGAACUAGCCUAAACCUUGCUACUCCAGCUCUUCUAACAAUUUUGUAAGCACCUAAUUUUCUGAAUUAAAUCUCUUUCUUAAAAUACCCAAAGUGAUUUCUUUUUCCUUCACUGAUUCCUGACUGAUGUAGUUCACAGAAGUUUAGUAUUAAUGAUAGAAUAAGAGGUUUUCAGAUUUUAAAAUUAUAUCUAGGCAGUCCAUGCUAUACUAAAACACUGCCAGUCAUAACCAGGGUUUGAUUCUAGUUAAAAUGGUUUCUUAACAUAUAAUGUCUAAGAAUAAUUACAUUAGUGGAAAGAGGUAAAGAAAGGCAACGUCCGGCCAGGCACGGUGGCCCAUGCCUGUAAUCCCAGCACUUUGGGAGGCCGAGGAGGGCAGCUCAGGAGGUCAGGAGAUCGAGAUCAUCCUGGCCAACAUGGUGAAACCCCAUCUCUACUAAAAAUACAAAAAUUCACUGUGUGUGGUGGUGCGCACCUGUAAUUCCAGCUAUGCGGGAGCCUGAGGCAGGAGAAUUGCUUGAACCAAGGAGUCAGAGGCUACUGUGAGCUGAGAUCACCCCACUGCACUCCAGCCUGGCGACAGAGUGAGACUCCGUCUCAAGAAAAAAAAAAACAGAAAGGCAACAUCCACUUACUUUCUUCAGCUUGAAAAGUGCUUCCGUGUACUGGGUGCAAUUUUAAGCAUGAUAUAUAUUAACACGUUUACCCCUGAGAUAGGUACUAUUAUCCUUAAUUUAUGGCCAAAAAAAAAAAAAAAGGCAUAGAAAGGUUAACUGAAUUGCCCAAAGUCACAUGCUUAAGAAGAGGCAGAGUGAGGAUUUAAAUUCAUCUGUCUCCACAGUCUGUUCUUUCAGCUAUUCUAUACUUUAUCAUUAUAUCUUUGUAACACUAAAUUUGACCUGAAAGGGGGUUAAAUUUGUCUGGGAUUGUUGAUAGAACCAAGUUUAAAGUAUGAACAUGUUUUUAUUCCCAUGUAAUUUGUUUUUUAUUAGAUGUGAAAAUCUUUCAGAAUCCCUAAAAUGUCAAGAUUGUGAUUUUUAGGACAAAAAUACAAUGUAAAGUAGAUCCAGAAAUGAGAACUAAAAGUACUCUUUUCAUCAUCGGUACUGGUAUGCUGCUGAAAAUAUAUUAUGACCAAAAUAAUUUUAUGAAAAAGUGCUGAAUUCUCUCUUUGUGGAUCCUUGCCAUUUCUUUUUAAAUUUUGGUCCUUUUGGAUGUUUCUCACCAUUUUCCUCUGAAUCUUUUAUGGUUCUGUACCCUAGGAUGUAUCAUGAAAUAUGUUAACUCACUUAAAAUUUCAUAGCUCUGAUCAAUUUAACAGUUUACUAAAUUGUGUGAGUGACAUAUAGAGAAAGAAGUAGAGGCUUUUGAUAAUGUUAUGUUCCUUAGUGGAUGGGGUUCUAUGGCUGUUGAGUGGGCAGGGGCUUGGAUAUUUAAAAUAGGAAAAAUGGUAAAAUGUGCUUUCACAGGUAGUCCCUACCUAAUGAAUGUGUUGUGGUCCCAUACUCAUUUAUAAGUUAAAAGUUCAUUUGCAAGUCAGCAUGUAGAAGUUUGAACUAAAGCUGAGUAUUAUAAAAGCACUAAAGAUUCUAGGAGAACGUAAGUACCACUUAGACUUUAUUUUCAUUGGAUAAUGAGGUAGACAUAUUUCCCAUUCUCACCCUCACUCCCAGGGCAGUGGCUUGAGCAAUCUAUAAGUGGAGAUCCUCAGGGAGUUGCUAAGGAGACCCUCUAUUGAGGACUUUGGCGGGGGAGGUGACAGUGUAAGUAUGGCUGUGUUGGUGGUGGCUACAGCAGAUGCCCUCAGCAAACUUCCUCUUAGAUUCCAUUGGCUAGGAUUUGGUCAUAUACCCAUGGCAUCUGCCAGAAAGACUAGAAAUGCAAGUGCUGGCAUUUUUAGUCUCCAAAGUAGGAGGAGAGCCCUUCCAACAAGAAAUGAAGAGGUUGGCAGUGGCUGUUGAGCAGGCAAGCAACAGUGUUCACUGUGGCUUACAACCAGGAAUUUUGGUAGCGGUCUUCAAAUUCAUGCUUUAAUAUGAAACUAUCCUUCUGGAUGAAUGUACCUAAAAUGAAUAAUUUCUCCUUUAAGUUUCUCCUCUCUUUCCAAGUAUAUAAUAUUUUAUUUUUAAAAUUGGAUGAUCAGGGCAGGGCACAGUGGCUCACUCCUGUAAUCCCAGCACUUUGGGAGGUCGAGGUGGGUGGAUCACCUGAGGUCAGUAGUUCGUGACCAGCCUGGCCAACAUGGUGAAACCUCGUCUCUACUAAAAAUACCAAAAAUUAGCUGGGCAUGGGGGCGGGCGCCUGUAGUCCCAGCUACUCGGGAGGCUGAGGCAGGAGAAUUGCUUGAACCUGGGAGGCGAAGGUUGCAGAUUGUGCCCAAUAUUGCGCCAUUGCACUCCAGCCUGGGCAAAAAGAGAAAAUCCAUCUCAGUAAAAUAAAAUAGGAUGAUUAGAUCUAUGACUAUUAAUUAUUUUCAAGGUAGACUUUUAAGGCCAGGUAUGGUGGCUCAUGCCUGUAAUCCCAGCACUUUGGAAGGCUGAGGCAGGACGAUCGCUUGAGGUCAGAAGUUCGAGACCAACCUGGACAACACAGGGAGACCCAGUCUCUACAAAAAAUGUUUUAAAAAAUUAGUUGGGCAUGGUGACACAUGCCUGUGGUCCCGCUACUUGGGAGGCUGAGGUGGGAGGAUUGCUUGAGGCUGGGAGAUUGAGGCUGCAGUGAGCCAUGGUCACACCAUUGUACUCUAGCCUGGGUGACAGAGCGAGACCCUGUCUCAAAAAAAAAAAAAAGUAGAUGUAUAUAUGUAGCUCUUCACUAGUAAACAGCUAUCUUAUAUUGUAAAUGCAAACAAAAGUUUGCAACUCAUAUACAAUAUUUAUUUUUCCUUUCAUCUUCUUUUAAUAAUAACUUAGACUUGUUUACCUUUGGAAAAUAUUUUUCACUUUUAUAUUACAUUAGAAAUGCCACUCUUUAAAAAUCAAUAUUUAAAAUGCAAAAUUCGUAGCUGAAGUGUUUGUUCUGAAACAGAUCCACUACCCUCUUAUGUCCUACAGAAUUUCUGAGUAAGCUCUGCCAAUCAUUUGCAUCAGAAUCUUAUGGAAUACGAACAGUGUCUAUUUCGGGGACUCAACACUAGAUCCACUAAAUCAGAAUCACUGGAAAGCAGCCUAGGAAUCUAUUUUAAACAAAUUGCCCAAGUGAUAGUAGCAUACACUAAAAUAUCAGAACCACUGAUACAUAAAUUGUUUUCCCGAAGAACAUUGUGGAUAUGAGUGAGUUGAAGUACAUAUUUUGGAAUAAGUUCUGAGGACAUAUUUUGGUCUGUUUUUUUGUGUUUCAUCAGAUUUUUCCAUCUUUUACUGCCUUUGUUUUCCUUUUCAAAUAUUUAGCAAUGUAUGUUCCUUAGGUAUCCAAAAAAAUAGCUUCAAGAGUAGAAUUAUAAAGAAGUACAAAUGAAAUUAUAGUAAAAAUAUUAAGAAAAGUUUCCUUUUUAGAAAUCCCCUACCAUCAUUUAAUCAUAUAAAAAGCCAGAGAUUACACUGAAUAAUUAUUUGCAUCAGUUAAGAUUCUGUCAGUUUCAAGUGAAUGCACACCAACUCAAAAUGGUUUAAGCAAUAAUAAAGACCUAGAGAGUAGGCCUUUCUUCAGGCAUGACAGAAAUAAUAUUACCAAGGUGCUGGUUUCUCUUUCUACUCUCUUCCCCGACCCUGCCUUCCAUGCAUCAGCUGCAUAAUCAGGUUUCACAUAAUGGCCCUCUUGAAACUCCUUGUGUCUCACUGAGUUGUGUGCCCAUUCCAGAACCAAUCACAGUGGCUACAAGGAUGGGACGCACUGAUUAGCUUAUGCCCUGGAGCUUCUGGUUGGUCGGUCACCUUCCAAAUCACAUUAGAUGAAAGUUAGAAAGGAGUUAAGUUCAUGGUACCACCACUAAAAGGAAGUGAUGAAUGGAUGCUAGGGACAUAACCAGCUAAUGUCUACUAUAAUAUUUAUUUAAACUUUCUUGAUAAUAAUGUUCACUAAACCUUUAGUGAUUGGACAUAAUAUACAUGAAAUCCUAUUUUAAUCAGUUUGAUGCUGCCUCAGAAUUAGGCAGAAUUUUCUGCACAUUGCCUUUAGGAAACUUGAGGUCUAUUUCACACAAUCAGUGUCUUUCUAAUAUGCUUAAUUGGCUAUGAGCUAAGUAAGCCCUGAAAACGGUGAUUCUCAAUCUUAAUUACACUAGAAUGAGUUGGAGAGUCUUCAAAGUAAAGAUGCUCAGGCUCCCACUUAGACCUGUUGAUUUGUGGGGCCUGAGUAUCUGUAUCUUGUAAAAGCUCUACAAGAGCCUCUAAUACCAAAACUGCAUCAAUUGUCAUUGCCCCACAGAAUCUAUCUUACUUUCAUAUCUUCUUCUUCACUGUCAUUUUCUGGAUAGCCCCAGGAUUGCAAUGAGUCACUGUUGAGUUCUGAAAUAUCUGUCGGGUCUGACCAUAGACUUAACAUGAAACAAACCAUAUCAUUCAGAAAACUAUUAUAAAACUGUUUUUUCCAAAACUGCUCAAACUGCAACCAGCUAAACGAAUGGAAAGAAGUACUUAUACACACUAUUAAAUGUUAACCAUUUCAUUGCCCUUGGCUUCUUUCAAAAUUUUACAUUUCAUAUACACUGUAAAAUAUUAAAAUUAUUUAUCUCCUUGAUUCAUUAGAAGCUUAGUACAUUUUGAGAGCAGAAAAAAACAAAAAACAUUUUAAGAUGGAUUAAAGUCAUUAUGACCAUGAGAAAAAAAAUGGUUUUUUUUCCAGUGUUCAUUGUAUGUAACCUAGAGUAUUAUAGAUUACAUUUUUCUUUGGAUUCAGUUUAUUUAAACAAAGUUUAUUGUGGCAUUGAAGAUAUUAGAACUAAAUUUUUAAGAAACUGACAAAUUCAUCAUUUCCUGGGCUUCACUGGUCAUUUAGGAAUACUGAUGUGGAAAAUAGGCCAAGUGGCCCAUUAAUUAUCCACAAGGCCAUUUUUACGGUGUAUAGUCCCACCUGGACUGUCCUGAACUUCACAGUGUAAAAUGACAGAAGGAAUGAAAAUGACAUUAAAAGAUUUGUUCCAAAAUACCACAUCGUGAUAAAGUGAAAUAGAAACCAUUGCUAUUUCUAUAGCCAUUAACUUUCCAUUUCCUGAGAAAUGCUUUUAAUACUCUAUGAGGAUAUGUACAGAAACAACAGUAAUAACAUCAUAUGUAAUAACUCAGGUAGCUAGAGAAUUCACGAUGAAGUUGGUCUCAGAAAUAUCCUUCUGUAUUCCUAUUUUAAUGUACAUAUAAAUCAUAUUUUGCCAUUAUAUUUGUCAGUAACUUAUUCAUAACAUUUGAAAUUUGAAUCAGAAAUAAUCUUCAAACAGUCUGUUUUGUGGCAUAAGAGAAUUGUUAUUACCACUUUAACGUUUAAGAAAGGAAAUUUGAAACUCACGGUAUUCAUAAAUUUAAACUGAAAUCAUCAUUGUCCUAAUUCCUUAGUGAGAAUGUGUUUAAGAUUUUAAUUCAUAUGAAGUGGCUAGCACAGUUCCUGGGACUUAGUAAACAGUCAGUAAAUAAUAGUUGUGUUAAUAUUAUCAUCAUCACUAUUGUUUCUACUACCAUCACCGCUGUGACUGUCACCUUUUAGCCACUUCUUUCUUAAGGAUAGUUUAAUUUGAUUUCCUUUUAGUUGGAAUUGACAAGUUGUUUUCAUAAUCCAUUUUGUCCCUCUGAACGUCUUGCAUGAGUAAUUUUAAAAAAUUUUCUCCCUUUUAUAUGAAUAGUCUUAUUAAUAUAUGUAGAACUUGUUAUAAAAUAUGAAAGAAAAUGUAAAUUGUUAAAGUCUUAAUUGCACAGUAGAAUGGUAUAUACUAUACUAAAUAUCUUUCAUGCCUUAUGCCACUUUUUCGUAGAGGCAAGACUUAUGGAAAAUUAUCCUUCUAUUUUUUAUCAUUAUUUAUAUAUAUGUAUAUGUGCAUAUACAUAUUUACAUUUAUAUUUAUUUCUAUACCUAUAUAUUGAAAGCCAUGCAUUCACAUUGAGACUACCAAUUUUAAUUCAGCACCACAGGAUUCAUACUAAUUUUCUCCCUUUUUAUAUGUGUAGCUACCUUUUUCCAUAGUGAAAAGCAUGGCUUCUGUUAUCCUUAAUGUAUUAACUCAUUUGAUCAAUCUCUUUGAAUGUAGCCAGUGUUCUGUUGCAGCCAUCCCUUCUUCCAUAUAAACAUAUUCAUUCCCAAACUCAGGUUCUAACUCCCUGUGUUUAUUUUCUCCUCCUGCAUGAAGUCCUCAUUGUAUUUGGCCUCUGACACCAAGUAAAAGCUCUCCUCACCCUGCAAAGGUUUUGAAGCCUCAUACCAGGCUGGCCCUGAUGCAGGACACCAGCCUUGGGCUCUGACAUCCCACACUAGACCACUCUUCCAUGGAAACACUCUCCUUACUCUACUUGGAACCUGAUACCUGAACUGGCUCACCCCUCUGAAUGGGUGCCCUUCUCACCCUGCAAAAGGUUCUGGCAGCCCAUUCUGUGUUUACUAUGUGUUGCCCUCAAUGAAAUGUCUUCUUUACCCCACCAAGGCUCUACACCCCAGGCAAGGCCAUCCCUCUGUGGAAAUGUUCUCCUUAUUCUGCUCAGGAUCUGAUGGCCACCACCAGGCUGCCCAUCUGGGCUCUCUCCCCAUGCCAAGUCCACCUCUUCAUAUCUUUCUUCCCAUCCUGGCAUGGACAUCCUGUUCACCCUGCUGGUGUGCCACUCCUCUGUGAGGACACCCUCCUCACCCUGCUUGGACAUAAUUGAUUUUUUUUAACUUUUAUUUUAAGCUCAGGGGUACAUGUGCAGGUUUGUUAUAUAGGUAAACUUGUGUCAUAGGGGUUUAUUGUACAGAUUAUUUCAUCACCCUUAAUUGGUUUUGUAAGUUAAUGACCCCUCAACAGUCCCUCUAUAAAGUCUAAGAUGAUGAUGAUUUUAUAUAUUAUGUGUGUGUGUGUGUGUGUGUGUGUAGCCACUAACUUAUAUUGACCAUUACGCACAUGUGGCCAUACUUUAUGUCUCAGAUAAUUCAGAUAUUUCCCUUUUCCAGAUGUCUAUGAAAUGGCCACCAAGUAUAAUCUUCAGAGUAUUGCAACUAGAUAUAAUUUUUGGCCUUCUGAGAUUAAAGACAGAAACUGAGUGGUGGAACUAUCCAUGGUACUGACAAGUCCCUAGCCUCUCUUCUGGAUUCUAGUGUAGCUGCCUUAAAUCCGACCAUUGUGAAUCUUCCCCACUGUUACAGAUCUAACUAUACCUCUUACUUGUUUCUGAGAUUUUUUUUCUAAAGCCCUGUAAAACCUGACUUCAUUUCCACACUUUGACUGUCUAGGAGCUUUUGUAAAUCUGUACACCAUUCUCUGAAUUUAUUAUAUCUUACUCUGAUCUUUUUAUUUUCCCACAAUGGUCAGAGGACCUUUCUAUAAGUCAGCUGGAGGAUAACUAACUUCAAAAGGUGGUACCUUCUUUUAAUUAAUAGACAUGCUCAUAUGUUAGAGUCCUAAUGUUGCAGUUAUACCCCUUUCUAGGAGGAGAACUUUCUGAAAGUGCACAUAUAUUUCUAGCAAAGCAUCUUAGCAGUUGCCCUCAGGUCAGGUUCUCUGGAGAAUCAGACUCAGUUUGGGAGGCAGUGACUUUUGCUGUAUUCCACUGGGAUAUAGGUUCUUCAACACUUAUUAUUCCUAUAAUAUAAUAGAUGCAGCUUUUGUGACAACCUCAAAUUUAUACCAGAAGCUAUUAUCACUGGAGAAGUCCUCAGAUUCUUAUGCUGCUCUUCAUAUUUACUGAAAGUAUAAUAAGAAAUGAGUUAAUAGAUAUUGUAUAGCAAAUAGGUUUAUUUCAUUUGAUAGCAGAGGACACCUGCUAUCAAAUCAGAUUUAAGUAAAUGCUUAAAUCUGAUUGAGUAGCUGGAGUUAGUCAAUAGUGGUGCCAGUAAUGGUGAAUCUGAUAGUGGUGUCCAGUGUAUUAGUAUUUUCUCUUGCCUCCCAUAUUUUAUUAAUAUAUUCACUUAUCCAUUCUAAGUGAACUGACAGAAAGAUCAAAACCUCUGUACUUUCUGAAGUAUUAUUCCUUUUGCUUCUUGUGCAAGGUGGAGGCGAAUAAAAAUUUGUAAGAAUCCUAGAGCUGAAUACUAAUUUUGAUGUUUUUUUGGCAACUGUCUGGUUGUUUAUUUUUGAGAACCUAGCCCAAAAGAUGUCUUAGUCACAGCUGAUUAUCUUAUUUACUCUUUUUUUUUUUUUUUUGGAGAGCUUAUUCAAGUGUAAAGUGUGGGGAUGGACCACUCAGAAACACCAACUCCAUAGGAAUGGAGUUGGCAUUCCAAAGUAGGGAAGUUAAAGUUUCAUUUGUAUAGGCAGAGACAGAGGAGCUUUUGGCAGGAUUACAACAUUAUUCAUGUAAGGGUUGGCACAUAGUUACAAUUUGAUUGGUUAGGUUUUGUUGUUGUUGAUUUUAUUUAUUUAUUUAUUUAUUUUGAGAUGCAGUCUCAUUCUGUCACCCAGGCUGGAGACAAGGUCUUGCUCUGUCACCCAGGCUGGAAGGCAGUGGUGCAAUCGUGGCUCACUGCAGCCUCAACCUCCCAGGCUCAAGCGAUCCUCCCACCUCAGCCUCCUGUGUAGCUGAGACCACAGGUGGAUGCCACCACACCCGGCUAAUUUUUAAAAUUUUUUUUGUAGAGACAGGAGUCUCACUAUGUUGCCAGGGCUCAUCUUGAACUCCUGGGCUCAAGCAAUCCACCCGCUUCAGCCUCCCAAAGUGCUGGGAUUACAGGUGUGAGCCACCACACCCUGUUUUGAUUAUCUUGCUCUUAACUAUGCAUUACUCUUAUUUAUUUGAACAUCUGUAUCUAAGUUUUACAGUUUUAAGCUUAGCAUCAUCAUUAGUAUUAAUGAAAUAGAGCCCUGAGUUUCUUGCCUUAGUUGAACACAUACUUAAAUCAUUUGUAAAACACUUCAACUGUUUACAGAGUGUUUUCACAUACAGUAUACCUUUAAAGCUUCAUACUUUUGUCCUUAAACUCACCAUAUACAAUAAUGAACUCCUUUCUGCCCCUACCCCUAAACAUGCUUUUCCUCCUCCUCCAUUUCCUAAAUCAUUUUACAGUACCACUGUAAAACUGUUGAUAAAGCUAGGAGCCAUAACCUCAUCAUACAAAUCUCAUCCUGUCGAUCUGGGUUCAUUGAGUUUCUCAAAGGAUUGGAUUUGUAGUUUUAAUUAAAGGGAACCUUUUGCCAGUACUUCUUCAAAUAUUAAUUCUGGCCACAUAACCCCUUUCUGAAACUCUGAUACAUAUAUAUGAGACCCUUUGAAGUUGUCCCAACUCACCGAUGCUGUGUUCUUAAUUUUUGUGGUCUUAAUUUUUUUCCCUGUCUUUUUUUUUUUUUUUUUUUUUUUUUCAAAAACAGAGUCUCACUCUGUCACCCAGGCUGGAAUACAGUGGCACAAUCUCAGCUCAUUGCAACCUCCACCUCCCGGGUUCAAGUGAUUCUUCUGCCUCAGCCUCCCGAGUACCUAGGAUUACAAGCAUGCACCACCACACCUGGCUAAUUUUUUGUAUUUUUAGUAGAGACAGGUUUUGCCAUGUUGGCCAGUUUGGUCUCAAACUCCUGGCCUCAAGUGAUCCACUGGCCUCACCCUCCCAAGGUGCUGGGAUUACAGGCAUGAGCCACCGCACCUGGCUUCCCUGUCUUUUUUUUCCUCUGUGGUUUGAUUUUAGACCUUCUAUUGCUGUAUCUUUGGGUUCAUUGAUCUUGUCCUGUGCAAUGUCUAUGUUGGCAAUCCAGUCCAGUGUAUUUCUCAUGUCAGAUAGAUUUUUCAGCCUCUAUAAGUUAAAUUUUGGUCUAUUUUAUAUAGUCUGUGUCUCUUCUUAACAAGCCCAUGUUUUCUUCUAUUGUCUUGAACCAUGGGACAUAUUUAUAAUAGCUGUUUUAAGGUCCAUGUCUACAAAUUCUAUCAUCUGUUUAGUUUCUGGAUCAGUUUUUAUCAAUUGACUUUUUUUCCUUAAUAUGGGUUUUAUUUUCCUUCUUCUUUUCAUGCUUGAUUAUUUUUAAUGGAUCCCAGAUAUUGUGGAUUAUACAUUGUUGGGUGCUAAAUUAUUUUGUUUUCUCUUACUUUUGAGCUUUGUUCUUGGAUGCAGUCAGGCAACUUGAAAACAUUUUGAUCCUUUUGAGGCUUGCUUUUAAGUUUUGCUAUAGAAAACUAGACAUUGUUUAUUCUAGGGCUAAUUUGACCCCACUACUCAGGCAAUUUCCUUCUAAGUACUCAACUCAGUGCCCCAUAUAUUAUGUUUUCUACACUUUGUUCAGAAUGUGAAUUAUUCUCAGGCCUACGUGAGUUUUGGGGAUUGUUCUUCUUGAUUCCUUCCAGCACUUCUUUUCUUGGCCAUAGGUAGUUUGGGAUUCAAAAUGAAUUUUUAAACUAUGAGUGAGACUUAAGCAUAUUUAAAUAUGGCUGAGACAAAUUCACUGAAGCCUGAUAUUUAGGAUGUGAGACAAGAAGGCUGUAGAAAAUAGGAUCCAGACAGCAGGUGGAGAAAUUGGUCUGAAAUACAAGGGAUGCCUCCUCUUACAAUGGUAAGAAAGAAGGAGAGAAUCCAGAUGUCAGAAAGUUUGUAGAUAUUUUCACAGGAAGUUGAGGAAGUUUCCACAUAUUGAGAGGUGUGUGUGUAUGUGUGCAUGUGUAUGUGAGAGAGAGUGAGAAGCAGGAGGCAGGAAUGAGUAAGGAGAAAGGGAACAGGGUCAGUGAUUUUAGGAGAAUGGAACUGGGUCAGCUGAUUUUAGAAAAUGGAAGAUUUAUAAUAAUUGGGGAAAUGGAAAAAUAAAUUUACCCGAGAAGUAUAACUAGAUUGUAAGUAUAGCCAGAUGAUGGCCAAAGUUCCAAUUCAUCCCAUUGUGUGAUGCUUUUCCUAGUACAAUCAAGGAGUUAAUUGGUUCUUCCAAGGUUAGCGUUUUGGCAGCUUGGAAUGCCAGCUUGAUAGAGGAAGAAGUAAGGACAAGAAGGGGCUGAUGAACAAAAAGUAUAGUGUCAAGCACUGAAGGUCCAGUCAAAGCAUGGUGUUAUGAGAGCAGUUGAGUGAGCAAAUUAUGUUAGAAAAAAGAGGUGUAGUUAGUACCUGUUUUACUUAGUAAUUUUGGCAAAGACCUCACCGUAGCCUCUGGUGGUGCCGAGGCCCAAUAAAUAAUAGUGAGACUGGGAGGGAGAAGUCAUUAGAGAUGAGAAAAUCAAAUAACUUAGUGUGCAGACUGUUAGAAGGAUCAUUCAUGUGGAAAUUUAAUUCACCUUAAGUCACAUUAAGUCAGAGAGAUGUUAGGGUACAGGGGAAUCUGUGAGCCAGGUGGAAUUCUUCACUAAAGGAGCAGGCCUCACUAGAUGAUUAGCAGUUGAAACAUUGCUGAGAGGGAGAAGAUGGUACAGUCAGAUGGCAGGAGCUUCAGACUGAACCACAAUCUGCAGGAGUGCCUCAUGGAUCCUGGUAACAUAUGCUUGAAAAUUUUAUACAAAUGAAUUUCUGUCAGUGUUUGGGCAGAUUUGAAGGGACUUACCCAAUUUUGUAAUUUGUAUCAAUCCCCUCUGAAGGCCCAAACAAUAACAGGAACUCUGAAGAGGAGGCAGGUGUGAGCCCCAGAUUUGAAAGCUAAACUCGUAGGACACAGCCUCCUUCACCUCCUAUGCUCACAUUCUUGAUGGGCAGUUACCAUACCCCCACCAAAAAUCAUCACCAUCCCACUGGCACUCUUCCUUGGUAGAAAUGUGGGGACCUCACUACUCUUGUGAAUUAUAGAGGGAAAAAUAAUGAAAGUGAAUAUGAGGAUGAAGCCAGAUUAUAAAGAUCCUCAAAAACAGAAUAAGGGAUUUAGACUUCUUAGUAAAAAGACCAUUCGAAUUAAGAGUCCAGAAUCCUAAGUCCUAGUCCAUUUUCUCCAGAACAACUAGAUAUGUUAAAACUUUCAGAAAGAUAUUUAAUUAACCUCUCCAGGCCUUAUUUUUUUUUUCAUUUCUAAGGUAAAUAUGUUAGGUAGAGUAGGUAGAUUUGAACCAUGUUCUCCAGAAAUGCUCUGGGAUUCUGGAAAUGUUUGCUUCAAAUUUCUUUUUUUUUUUUUUUUUUGAAAUGGAGUUUUGCUCUUGUUACCCAGGCUGGAGUGCGGUGGUGCAAUCUCACCUCACUGCAACCUCCGCCUCCUGGGUUCAAGUGAUUCUCCUGCCUCAGCUUCCUGAGUAGAUGGAAUUACAGGCAUGCGCCACCAUGCCCAGCUAAUUUUUGUAUUUUUAGUAGAGACGGGGUUUCACCAUGUUGGUCAAGCUGGUCUCAAACUCCUGACUUCGUGAUCCACCCACCUCAGCCUCCCAAAGUGCUGGGAUUACAGGUGUGAGCCACUGUGCCCAGCCUCUUUUUUUAAUUAUAAUUUAAAAUGGUAAAUAAAAAAAAUCAACAUAAACACAUGCUGUGUACUAAAUUUUAAUCUAUUGGAAAUUGUUUACAUGUUAACUCACUGUAUUAGUCCAUUCUCAACACUGCCAAUAAAGACAUACUGAGGCUGGGUAAUUUAUAAAGAAAAAGGGUUUAAUGGACUCAUAGUUCCACAUGACUGGUGAAGUCUCACAACCAUGGUGGAGGCAAAUGAGGAGCAAAGUCACAUCUUACAUGGCGACAGGCAAGAGAGCCUGUGCAGGGGAACUGCCCUUUAUAAAACCAUCAGAUCUCAUGAGACUUAUUUACUAUCAAGAGAACAGCACAGGAAAAACCCACCCCCAUGAUUCAAUUACCUCGCACCAAUUCCCUCCCAUGACAUGUGGGGAUUAUGGGAGCUACAGUUCAAGAUGAGAUUUGGGUGGGGACACAGCCAAACCAUAUCAUUCACUAUCUACUUUUUUGUCUUCUAUAGAUUUACUAAUAAAGCCACUUCUCCCAUAUCUCUCUAUAUAUUUGAAAUUCUUGUAAUUGUGACUUGGGAAUAGCUAUAGUUUGGUGUUGAUAUAUUGUUUAAUUGCUAUAUAUUAUUUAAUUUAGUCCUAUAUAUGUCUGCCAUAAAAAUUCUAUUAAUACUAAAUUCAUGCAUCACAGUCACUGCUUUUUCUAUAUUUAAAAAAUCAGGUAGUUUUAAUUAUUUGCAUAAAAUCAGGAUAGUUUUCUUUAAAAUAUAAGCAAUCAUUAUAGUAAUGGUUUAACUUAAAAAGUUUCUGUAAUGUUCCCUAACUUUAUCUUUCAAUUUUCUUGGUCAGUUCAAUGAAUUAAUAUUCUGACAUUGCAAGACAAGGUAAUUCACAACUUAUCAGCUCUUUAUUGAUUUUAUACAUAAAAUAAAACACAAACACUGGAUGCAAAGUUAAUAUAUGACUAAACUGUUACCAACAAACCUAAAUAUCAAAUUUCAUUUUUUUAUUGAAAUAGCCUGUUAUAAUUUGAGCUCAGUAAUAAAUGUAUACUAAUACAAUGCUAUACUUACCUGUUUCAUGUAUUUGAACGUGGAAUAAGAAUAAGAUUUUAUUUUUUUAAAGAGUACUUUUUUUUUUUUUUUUUUGAGACAGAGUCUUGCUCUGUCACCUAGGCUGGAGUGCGGUGGUGUAAUCUCAGCUCACUGUAACCUCCACCUCCCAGGUUCAAGCGAUUCUCGUGCCUCAGCCUCUCAAGUAACUGGGACUACAUGCGUGUACCACCAGGCCUGGCUAAUUUUCUUUUUUCUUUUUUUUUUUUUUUUUUUUUUUUGAUUUUUAGUGGAGAUGGGGUUUUGCCAUGUUGCCCAGGCUGGUCUCCAGCUCCUGCUAGGAUUACAGGUGUGAGCCACCACCCCCAGCCAAAAGGGUACUUUUACUACAACUUUUUGAAAACCACUAGAUUAAAUUAUCUUUGAGAUUCUUUCUAAGAUUGUAUUAUUCUGAAAUAGGGAUCCUGUAAGUAAUUUUUCAUAACUAUUGAGACAUGAUUCACAGAUCAUAAAAUUCACCCUUUUAUAGUGUAAAAGUCAUGAUUUUUAGAAUAUUCACAUAGUUGUGCAGCCAUCACCAUGAUUUAAUUUCACAAUAUUUUUAUUAUCCCCGCCACAAAAACUCUGUAGCCAUUAGCAAUUACACCUCCUGGCAACCACUAACCUAUUUUUUGUCUCUAUGGUUUUGCCUCUCCUGCACAUUUUAUAUGAAUCAAAUCAUACAAUAUGUGGCCUUUUGUGUUUGAUGACUUUUACUUAGCAUGAUGUUUUCAAGGCUCAUUCAUGUUUUAUCAUGUAUCCAUACUUCGUUGUUUUUUGGGGACUUAAUAAUAUUCUUUGUAUGGAUAUACCACAUUUUGUUCAUCUUUUCAUUCAUUGACAUUUGGGUUGUUUCCAUUUUUGGCUUUUAUGAAUAAUGCUGCUAUGAACAUUUGUGUACAAGUUGUUGUGUAGACAUAUAGUUUCAUUUCUCUUGAGUAUAUGUCCAGUUCUAGAGCUGUAUUUAUUCUUAACAUUUCUGGGAACUGCCAAACAGUUUUUCAAAGUAGGUGCACCAUUUUACUGUCCCACCAGCAAUGUAUGAGAGUUUCAGUUUCUCCACAUUCUCUUCAACACUUGUUAUUAUCUGUCUUUUUAUGUAAGCUAUCCUACUGGGUAUAAAGUGGUAUCUUAUUAUGGUUUUGAUUUGUAUUUCCCUAAUGACUAAUGAUGUUGAGCAUCUUUUCAUGUGCUUAUUGACCAUUUGUGUAUCUUCUUUGGAUAAAUUUCUAUUAAAAUCCUUUGCCUAUUUUUUAAAUUGGCUUGUCUCUUUAUUUUUGAGCUGUAAGAGUUCUUUACAUAUUCAGGAAAUCGGUCCCUUGUAAGAUAAGUGAUUUGAUAAUAUUUCCUCCUAUUCUGCUUUUCUUUUUACUUGAUGAUGUUCUAUGAAGCACAAGGUUUUUAAUUUUGAGAAAUUCAGUUUAUUGAUUUUUUCCUUCUGUUGCUUGUGCUGUUAGUGUCUUAUCUAUGAAACCAUUGCCUAAUAUAAGAUAAAGAUUUACUACCAUGUUUUCUUCUAGUAGUUUUAUUGUUUUAGCUCUUAAAUUUAGGACUAUGAUCCAUUUGAGUUGAUUUUUUAAUACGGUGUGAGGGAGAGGUCCAAAUUAAUUCUUUUACAUGUGGAUAUCCAGUUGUCCCAACAGUUUGUUGAAAAAAAAUCUUUUUUUCAUUUAUUUGUGUUGGCACCCUUGUUGAAAAUGAAUUGCCCAUAAAUGUAAGUUUUUAUUUCUGAACUGUCAAUUAUAGUUCGUUAAUCUAUUUGUCUAUCCUUCUGCCAGUACCACACUUUCUUGAUUAUUGAAGCUUUAUAAUCAGUUUUAAAAUUGGGACGUGUGAGUCCUCCAACCUUGUUAUUGUUUUUCAAGAUUGUCUUGGCUAUUCUGGGUCCCUUGCACUUACAUAUGAAUUUUAGGACACGUAAAUUUUAGGAUGGACUUCUUUGUUUCUGAAAAAAAAGAAGGCCUUAGCAAUUUUGAUAGGGAUCGCAUCAAAUCUGUUUGAUCCGUACUUUGGGCUACAUUACCAUCUUAACAAUUUAAGUCUUCCAAUCCAUUAGCAUGAGAUGUCUUUUCAUUUAUUUAGGACUUCUUUGAUUUCUUUCAAAAGUGUCUUGUAACUUUCAGUGUAAUACAAAUUUUACAGUUUUGUUAAAUACAUUCCUAAGUAUUCUAUUCAUAUUGAGGCUAUUGUGAAUGGAAUUGUUUUCUUAAUUUUUUGUUUUCUAAUUGUUCAUUGCUAGUGUAAAGAGAUAAAAUUGAUUUUCAUAUAUUGAUCACAAAUCCUGAAGCUUUGCUGAGCAUAUUCAUUAGUUCUAGUAGUUAUUUUCUUCAUGUGUAUUUUAGGAUUUACUGCAUAGGAGAUCAUGUCAUCUGUGAAUAGAAGUAGUUCUGAUUCUUCACUUCCAAUCUGAAUGCCUUGACAAAGACAUUCUCCUAGACUAGUCGCCCCCAUAGUUUAUUGUUGCUGUUUGUUGUUGUCAUUCCUCUUUGAUGACUUUCUUGGAUUUUGUAAAGUCUAUAUUAUUGUCAUGUGCAUCUCAGUUAACAUUAGUGGUCAGCUCAGCUAACAACUGGACAGAGAUUUCAUUAAGUCUUUGCUGAGGGGUUCUGUGUAUAUUGAGCCAUGCCUUCAAUGCUCCAAGAGUCAGUUUACAACUGUGCCUUAACUUUCACUUUCUGCAUGCACAGAGCAGCAAGAUCAGCUAGAGGUAAGAGACUAGGACCUUCUCAAGUUUUUUCUGGGCAUGCACAUAGCUUUGCACAUGUGUAUAGACUGCUAGAUUUCCAGAAAUGUCUUAGAACUUUUCAGAGAUCCCUAUUAACAUCUCAUUCCCUAGAUUUUGCUCUUAUUUUUUCAUUGGCCGGAGCCAGUACUGCUUCUUUGGUGACUGCCAUGUUAAACAAUUGCCACUGAUUGUUUCCAACAGAUGUUCUAAGGAUAUAGUUCUUAUCAAUCUGAGUCAAGUAAAAUCAAAACAAAGCCUGAGAAUGGAACUUUUCACAGAACUGUGAGACAAGUGAAGUAAUGUCAUUUCUCUGAAGAUGGGGCUCCUGGGCACUCCAAACCCAUUCUUCCCCCUCCAGCAUCUAUGAGGCUGUUGGAUUUCACAGUUGCAAGUGUUGGCUUUCAACACUACCAGGGAACUGGGGAGAGGGUAAUGGGAAUAGGGUAUAUUUAAAAUGCCACAAACCUUGGUAGUUCUCACAGUAUUCAGCCAUUUUUCUUGAAUAAACGCUCCUUGGAGUGUUGCAGGCCUUUAGUUAGUUCAGAGUUCUGAAAAAGUUUUUUUUGACAAUGUUUGCCAGUGUUCAUGUUGCUUUUAUAGAGGAGCAGACUUUCAGAGGUCCUUACUUCACCAUUCUGCCUGUAAGGGUGUUUGAGUAGAGGUGUGGCACCACCAAAGCCAGGUGUAUGGAAGUCUAGUUUACCAGUGUCUGAUGUUCAUAUGCUGGCAUGGAGAUUGGUGAACUGUAGUGUGAUGAGCUGAUCCAAAAUGGCCAGUUAAAGAAAACUAAGAACGUUACCAGAAAAAAGAUACAAGGCCAAAAGUUCAAAGAUUUAAAAGUAAGUAACAGAUUGAGCUGACAUGGAGGAUGACCUGAUUGAGCAUAGGAGACCUCUCCUGUGCCUGCUCUCUGCACCCCUUCCUCCCCCAUUUCCCACUGUAUGCAUUCACGGCAGACGACACAGAUAAUAGUGUACAAGAAGCAUCAGAAUGGGGAAAAGAUAACUAAGAUGAAAUUGCAUUAUGGAAAUAUAGUGAUCUAUUUUUAAAACACUUAUGUGUUAGCUCACGUAAUCUUAUCACUUGAGAGGACAUGAACAUGAAUCUCUGUUUUAUAACGGAGAAAAAUGAGACUUUCAGUAGAUCAAUUACUUCCCAGGCUUAGGGCUAGCAACAGGUAGAACUACUCCUAGCUCUUUUGAUUUGUCAAGUACUUUUUGCACUAUUAGAUAAUAACACUCUAUUAGAGGAGUUUUAGUAAUAAGGAAGAGCCUAUUUUGAGAUACUAUCCGGAGGAAAAAUCACUAGUGUAUAUCUGGUUGGUCAUGUGAGAUUAAAAAAGAGAAGAUGCCCAAAAGUUGGAAAAGGUAAUGCAUUAAAAGUGUAAUUUUAAUACAUUGCAGCUAGCCAAAAAACAAGUGCCAUUCUAAUGUAGGGAAAUAAAGAUAAAGUUGCUAUUAAUUCGGUGAAAGAAUCAGGGAAAUAAUUACUGAAUAUUUAAUCUUAGCCAGAAAUGUAUAUAUUUUGCUAAUUUUUCACCAUGUGUCAGCAGCACUGUAAACAAUAGCAAUUACAAUAGUUACUUGGAAUUGGAUAUCUAAAUUUGUUAAAUAUUACACAGUUGGGAGGAUAUUAUAUUCAUUUGCUCCCAUUUGUUUAUAUUUUAAUAUCUUGAAAAAUGUCACAUAUUAUUUAGCGCUACAUUCAAUAUUUUACCAUCUAUAUUAUUACUGUCCACCAGCCUACUAGAGAGUUACUUAAGUGUAAUACUGUAAGUUUUGACUUAAGUGAAGACUCAAAAUAUUUUGGAGAAACUGGGUCGGCAGGGGGCAGCACAGUCUUACAAUGUAUAAAAUGUGGUCAUUUGAAUGACCAUUCAGAAAUAGGAUAUAAAGAUAGUGUAGUUCAUGGCUUUUCAGGCUUUUCAAGCUUUUCAAGCAUUCAGACCCUUUAUUUCAAAUGAAAUAUUAUUUAUAACUCAAAUACGUAAGGCAGAGAAAAGUGAUAUUUUACUAACAAAUCUUAUUUUAUAAUAUUUACUUGUAACAUCUAUUAAUACUGAAAAUGAUAGGGUUGUUUUGAUGAACAAAAAAUUGAGAAUAAAAUUUUCUAGAGGGUACUAUUACUAUAUUAUUUUUAUAGAUGAGGAAAUUGAGUCUCAAGGAACUUUUAAAACAUGUCCAAGGUCACACAGAUGGCAAAAAGUUAGAGCUUAUUUAUAAACUCAACUGUCUUACUCCAAAGCACAGGCACCUACAGUUAUGCAAUUGCUGCUAAUACAUUUUCAUCUUGCUGCAGCUCUGAAAUCCAGUGCAAUGUAUUUCUUUUGUUUUAAUUAUACAUUUUAGAGAAAACUCUGAUUCAUAUAGAUAAGGAGUUACAAAUGAUAACUUUGACAGCUUGCUCUUUAAACUUCAAAUAUUCUCAAUUAAACAGAAAUGACAGGUAAAUCUUUAGUCCAAGAUACAAAUAAUAAUACAUUAAAUUUAUUUGCAAUACAAUGUGUUCCCUAAUAUAUUAACAAGUGGUAUAACUAUUAAGGAAGUAGACAUAGUUAUUUCACCUUUUUUAGAUAACUGAAGUAUGGAGAUGCUAAAUACCUUACUAAAGUCACGGUCCUGUAACAGACCCCCGUAAAUCUGACUGCAAAGUUUCCUUUCCUUACGAGUACACUAUAUUGCCUCUAUUAUAUUACUCAUUUAUAUACUCGUAUUGUUUUUAUUUUAAUUUUUAAAUAGUUAAAAUUAUAUUUUUAAAAUGAAAUUCAAUAGAUUUCACUAACCACUGUUGGAAAACCAAUAGUCUAUGGAUAAUUAUAAUCCAAAACAUGGAAGACACUUAGAAAUCA